CGGGAGAGAAGAAAGGGUCACAAGAUCUCCGCUGGGGAUGCCGAGUUCCCGCGGGAGUACCACACUCUGGGCCACGGCGGCACGCGUCAUUUCCCUGACAAAAACAACGGGGGGCAGGCGCCCACCUCGGGGGACCGCCAACGCCACAACGACAUCGCUGCCAAGAGCCUGGAGGCCCUUACAAACCUUCACAAGGCUGACAUAGAGCACCAGCACGAAGCCUUCAUGGACCUCCAGAAGAACCAGAAGUACCCGGCCAACCCCUGUAUGUCCCAGGGCCAGGGCCAGGGCUCACCUAACUGUGGCCGCCAACAGCAGGUAACAUCUCAAUACUCUCAACACCAUGGCCUUGUCCAGAAUCAACCCCCAGCAUCUACCCUGAUCUCUUUUCACUUGGUAUAGAUCUGAAAGAAUUGGUGUAAAGAAUAUGGUGACAAACUAUAUUGCUUAUCCAUUUUUUAAAGAUCUACCUUGGCCAUAGCCAUUGUGCAUCCCAGGUACAAAAACAGUUGAGAACCACAAGAGUAUCCAGGUUACAUGUCAAUUCAUCAGUUCAUCAUGACAUCGUUGGCUCGUAGAGUUAUCAGAAGGUGUCAGAGGGAGAGGAAGAUGGAAACAGAGAUUUGAGAUAGGAAGGAAAUAGAGAGACACUGUAGAUACCCUCAUCCCACUCCAUCCCUCUAUCCUUCCAUCCUUCAUCCCUCUACCCUGAUCCCUCCAUCCCUCUACCCCAAUCACCUCCCUGAGAACACCGCCAUUCACGAUAGACUCCCGUCUCUCCACACUCUCUCCUCCAUAAGCCAAGUAUCCCUCCAUCCACUUCUCUCUUUCCUCCCCUGCUUUUCAUUUGCUCUGUGUAUUUACCCUGGCGCAGCGAGAGAGAGAAAAAGAUGGAGAAAAAGAGUGAGAGACGGAAGGACAAAUAAAGAGAGAAACAGGUGGAGUCCACGGUUGUCAUGGCAACCACCCCCACACACCCCUCCCCCCCCUCCCCUCCCCUCCCCAUUCCCAUAUAAGGAAGUCAAUGAUAUCAUAUGGCUGGCAAUGCCUUGGCAAGAAGAGAGAGUGGAAGAGAGUACGGAUGGCAGCAGCAGAGAGAGAGAGAAACAGAGAGAGAUGAGUUGUGAGCGAAAGACUGAAGCUGUGAUUGAGCUGUAGCGGUAUAGAGACACAGAGAGAGAGGAGACUCUACUCUGCCUGGCUCUACUUUGUAUAUAUCCAGACCAACACUGCCUGGGAUUUACUGAUUCCUCGGGGCUCGUGGGAGAACAGAGCCGCUGCAGUCAGAAAAUGGAGAGGGGGGAGGAGGAAGGAGAGGGAGGCAUGUGGAGCAGCAUGCGAACCAACGCACCACCACCAGUCGCCAGCAGCAGCAGGCUCGUUAAGUAGCAACAACGGUACCAGUUCUCCCUUUCAUUAUUGAAUGGAGACGCGCAGAAUCCUGUGUGUUCUGGUGUUACUGUGGGAUAGAUGAGUUUCUGCUGCUGCAUGUGAUGCAGAGAGAGGGAGAAAAUGAUAGAAAGAAAGGGGUGAGGGAGAAAGAGAGUGUGUGCAAGAGAGCUGUAUCUAUACCUGACUAUUUGUGUGUGUGCGUGUGCGUGUGUGCAUGUGACUAUGACCAGCAAGUGUCUGUGUGUGUGUGAGUCUGUGAGUGUGUAGGGGAGACCAGUGCAGGUAAGACAUGAUGUAAUGGGUAUGCCUCUCCUCUACUCCCUGCUUUCUGCAGGCAUAAGAGGACGGGUGUGUGAGUGUGCGUAUGAUAUGUGUGUGGUGUGUUUGGGCUGGCUCAUGCCGGGGUUGUACCGGCGUGCAGGUGUUGGCCAGGUGUGGAUGUGGUGCCGCAGUGUCCGAAAGACUAGGAGGGGGCUAGUGAGUGUGUGUGUGUGUGUGUGUGGAUAAGAGGGAGGGAGAGAGAGAGACAGAGAUAUAUAUAGAGAGAGGAGAGAGAGAGAGAGAGAGAGAGAGAGAGAGAGAGAGAGAGAGAGAGAGAGAGACAGAGAUAUAUAUAUAUAUAGAGAGAGAGAGAGAGAGAGAGAGAGAGAGAGAGAGAGAGAGAGAGAGAGAGAGGGAGGGUGUGUGGGUGGGUAGGUACAGAUAUUAGCUACUUGGCAUGCAGGUCAGGCAUGCGUUGCUCCACUCGUCUCUCUCUCUCUCUCGCUCUCUCUCUCGCUCUCUCUCUCACUUACACACCCUUUCCCUUUCUCAGUACAUGUCCAUCGUGGGAUUCAGCUUGUGUGAUUGAGAAAUAUGGCAGAGCAUAUAAGUCACGGUGCAUAGCGGCUCGGUUUAUUUUGUGUGGGGCAGAUUUUAUGUUCUGAAACGCCGUCUUGUUAGUGCAGAUUGGAGGAGAGGUGGGCAGGGGAGGCUGAGGUAAGAGGAGUGAAGACAGAAAGGUGGAUGAAUACAUGAAUAGAGAGAGUGGGAAGUGGGAAAAUGUUUUCAAUAGGAUGCAUAUGCAUAAGUCUACUGGUAUGUUAGCAGGUGGAGUUGAGUACAGUAUGGAUGUCUAGAGGUAGGUGGUAGUGAGUACAUGUUGAGUUGACGUAGACAUGUAUGCUGAAUUCCAAAUCCGACCCUGGCACCUAAACAAGCCUCAACCUUACCUAGGGGGUAGGGAUUGAUUUUGAAUUCAGCAUAUUAUGGUUAGCGGUAGUGUACAAGAGAGAUCUGCUUCAAGAUGCUAGCAGGGAUCCAGUCUUCCAAGUAGAUCUACACAGUAGAUCACAUACAUGGCAUUCAAAACAAACAAUAUGAGCAACUAUUCUCAACAUCAUACUUCAAUUUCAAGUUCAAGUUAAAAAUAUAAAAAAUACCCACAUGGCAGUUGUAGACAUACUGGGCUCCCGAGUGGCGCAGCGGUCUAAGGCACUGCAUCUCAGUGCUUGAGGUGUCACUACAGACCCCCUUGUUCGAUUCCAGGCUGUAUCACAACCGGCCGUGAUUGGGAGUCCCAUUGGGAGGUGCACAAUUGGCCCAGCGUCGUCCGGAUUUGGCCGGUGUAGGCCGUCAUUGUAAAUAAGAAUUUGUUCUUAACUGACUUGCCUAGUUAAGUAAAGGUUAAAUAAAAAUAAAAAUACACUGAUAUACAGUAUAGGUAUAGGUGAACACAAAUAAAUAAUAAAUAACACACUAUUUAAACAGAAAAACACAAGAAUGAUGAGUACAUAGAAUCCUAAAAUAGGGGUCCUAGUGACAUUUAUCAAUAAGAGCCUUGUGACUGUGUCUUGAGGCAUGGCCAGUAAAAUGGCGUCUGAUUGGUGGUAGUAUGGCCAUGCAGGCUGACACAUGUUCAGGUAGACACAUGAUCGCUAGCUCUGACUCGGACAGAAGCCUGCAGGACACACAAUGCUCUGUGUAUCUGGGUCACAGGAGCCCACAGGCCUCUGUUCUGUUGGUUUUUAUCCCCAAUUCUUCUCUUCCUGUCCUCCUGCCUCUGCUCUGCUCUGUCUAUCCUCAUCCAGGUUUUCUCCUCCACAUCCUUUCUCAACAGAGGGUAGGAACUCAUUGAAGAUUUCCUCUCAAACCAGGGUAGGACAAUUUUGACUUGGCAGCUGGCCCAUCUAGCGGAAUCAGUUCUGCCUCAAGGACAUGACUCAACCUGCUCAAGAGCUAUUAGAAGAAGACAAAAAGGAAUAUUAUCAAUUGAACGACAUCUAGUGCAGGAUAAAUCAAUGUUAAGAGUUUACAAAGCUGGCCAUAAAUAGAUGUUACAUUUCACUUUAUAGGUUGGUUAUGUAGGCUUCUACUACAUAUAAUAAUAUGAUUAGGCUAUAUCUUUAUAUAAAACAAAAAACAGAGUCUGUCAGAUUUCCAGUCAUUCCAAUUAAUUUUAUACCCCAUUGAUCUUCAAGAAAAGGACUUGGAAAUAUGGAAACAUAGAUUAGCCAAACUGUUUUACCUGAGCAUAAGCCAAAAACUAAGGACUUAUUAGCCAACUCUGUUGUUUAUGAUUUUGUUGUCAUGGAAGACUGAUUGGGCUCAUUGCUUCGAGUUGAAAAAUAAAUGCUGCUUUUGGGAAUGACAUGCUUUGAGCACCUCCAAAAAGUGCUAUUUGCAUGUGAAAAAUGAAUGGCGUAUGCUGCAUUUGCUAUACUGUAGGCCUGUUGUUUAAGUUUUUGUUGGUGACACUUUGAUAUCUUGAUAAUUUGCAGCUGAUUAAGUCUCUGAAAAGUGUGUGAGUUUGAGCAUGUGUCCGUUAGGCCUGUGGCAUUUCUUGGGGGGAAUCAGCACAAAUUAGAUUGAGCAAUAAAAGCCCAACUCAUGGUCUUCUUAAAAUAAACUACUUUUGACAGUAUGGAGCACAACACCACGGGGGAGUUUAGAAGGUAGGAACUCCCUUAAACAUUUAUUCCAUAGGCUGGGAUCCGCACUGCAGCUAUUACAAGAGCACAUUUUUCACUAGCUAGGGGUCCACUAGUCACAAAAACAAUGAUUUAUAGGCAGCUUAAACUUCUUCAAUUCAACCAUUAUUGGGUUAAAAUACACAUGUACAUUUGUGAACAGCCAUCCACAACAACCACAAUCCGAAAGGCGCAGAUAGCUAAAUGACAAAGCAGCAGUGUGAUUCACAUCAAUGUGCUAUGUAUAUCCAACCCAGUAUCACAGAUUACAGUGAAAUAGACACAAAUUGCUCAUUGGAAAUUUGUGACAGGAACACAAAAAGUAUAUAUUUUUGUGUGCAGUACACGAUUUUGUAUACAGUGAAUUUGAAUCACAGAUAAAGACAGUAGCUUACUUAAAUUGAAUUGAAGAAGUUUCAGCUGCCUAUUAAUAAUUGUUUUUGCGACUAGAGGACAGCUAGCUAGUGAAAAAUGCAUUCUUGCAACAGCUGCAGUGCGGAUCCCAGCCUUUGGAAUAAAUGUUUAAGGGAAUCCCUCUUUUCUAAACUCCCCCAUGGUGUUGCGCUCCAUACUGUCAAAAAUAGUUUAGGAGGGAGGUUGGUCAGGGAGUAUGGGUGGACAUAUAACAUGACUGUCUAGCAACCCGAAGGUUGUGUGUUCGAAUCUCAUCAUGGACAACUUUAGCAUUUUCACUAAUUAGUUACUUUGCAACUACUUAGCAUGUUAGCUAAUCCUAACCCUAACCUUAACCAUUUAACCUAAUUCCUAAACCUUUUAGGUACUUAGCUAGCGUGUUAACUAGCCCUAAACUUAACCCCUAACCCCUAAACCUAACACUAACCUUAACCCCUAACACUAACGUUAAACCCUAGCCUAGCUAACGUUAGACACCUAGCUAGCCUAGCUAUCAUUAAUUGGAAUUUGUGCAAUGUACACAAAUGCGUUAUGAAGAAAUACACAAACAGGUGCGCCUGGCACCUACUACCAUACCCCGUUCAAAGGCACUUAAAUCUUUUGUCUGGCCCACUCACCCUCUGAAUGGCACACAUACACAAUCCAUGUCUUAAUUGUCUCAAGGCUUAAAGAUCCUUCUUUAACCUGUUUCCUCCUAAAUCUACACUGAUUGAAGUGGAUUUAACAAGUGACAUCAAUAAGGGAUCAUAGCUUUCACCUGGAUUCACCAGGUCAGUCUAUGUCAUAGAAAUAUUUUUUGUUCACUCAGUGUAGCUUGGAAUGUAGCUUACAAAAGCCUAUUCCUGCUCUUUUUCCGCGAUCCAUCAAACGCAUUGGUUAUCAUAGUGGUCUCUGACUUAUGGUCAGACUCGCUCAGGCGGAGCAAACUUAAACUUGCAAUGAUGAUUUCAAUGUCGUUGAGAAAACAGAAAGGUGUCCAAAAAAUUUUCCAAACAUCCUUUCUGAAUUUAAAACUAAUCCUACAAGUAAUCAUCUAGUUUUUCAAAAGUAUCUGUAAACUGAUUACAAUGUUUUUGUUGCUAACGUAAUGGAUUACAGUUAUCCAUGUAAUCCGUUACUCCCCAACCCUGAGUAUAAUAUAUCUGAAUGUAGCAGGGUCAUUCUUGAAUUGCGGUGGCAUUUGCAUCCCUUGCCAUGAAAAACACUUGACAAAUAGUUACACAUACAUGGCAUUGUUGAAUACUCAUUUCUUAUUGGCUUCAAGAGCAUUCUAGAGCAUGCAUUAUUUCCCUUUAUAAAUUGGGUGGUUCGAGCCCUCAAUGCUGAUUGGCUGAAAGCCGUGGUAUAUCAGACCGUAUGGCUUUCUCCCAAGUGGCGCAGUGGUCUAAGGCACUGCAUCGUAGUGCUAGCUGUGCCACUAGAGAUCCUGGUUCGAAUCCAGGCUCUGUCGUAGCCGGCCGUGACCGGGAGACCCAUGGGGCGGCGCACAAUUGGCCCAGCGUCGUCUAGGGUAGGGGAGGGAAUGGCUGGCUGGGAUGUAGCUCAGUUGGUAGAGCAUGGCAUUUGCAACGCCAGGGUUGUGGGUUCGAUUCCCACGGGGGUAUGAAAAAUAGAAAAAUUAUGUAUGCACUCACUAACUGUAAGUCGCUCUGGAUAAGAGCGUCUGCUGUAUGACUAAAAAUGUAUACCAAAAAUACUUUGUACUGUUGUAAUUACGUUGGUAACAAGUUUUUAAUAGCAACAAGGCACCUCGAGGGUUUGUGGUAUAUGACCAAUAUACCAUGGCUAAGGGCUGUAUCCAGGCACUCAGCAUUGCGUCAUGUGUCAGAAUAGCCCUUAGGGGAGGGAAUGGCCGGCAGGGAUGUAGCUCAGUUGAUAGAGCAUGGCGUUUGCAACGCCAGGGUUGUGGGUUCGAUUCCCACAGGGGGUAUGAAAAAAAGAAUAAUGUAUGCACUCACUAACUGUAAGUCACUCUGGAUAAGAGCGUCUGCUAAAUGACAAAAAAAAUUAAAAUAAAAAAAAUAAGACUGGUUAGCUAAACUAGUAGCUAAGUCUGUUUGUUUGGUUACCAAGGCAACUACUGUAGCUAUCUAGUAAACUUGCUAGCUACUUCACUGGAUGUUGAGCACAUUUCUACCUCCAAAUAAACACAUUUCUAGCGGCAAAUGCGUUAAAUUAUAGCCAUGGUAUAAAAGGGAUAUUCAACUCGGGGCUCUAUGCAUUCUCUGGAAAAUAAUGCAACUCUGUGGAAGGUUAGCUAGUUCCACUCCUCUAGCGUGUCGUGGAUCACACCUUCCACGUCAUUCAUUAUUUCCCUUGGAACGCAUAGCCCCUCAUUGAUUAUCCUUUUCAUAUUGAACUGUUUAUUAAUCACAAAUCAUAAUGGAAGUCCUUUACACUGUAAAACGUUAUGUUUAUGCACUGUUUAGGGCAAGGAAAUUGGCUUAUCCCAGUAGUGAUGAGUACAGUUGUAGUGACAUGAUUUUGGCAUUUAGGGAUGUUAAUCUAUUAUUUUGAAAGCUAUCAAGAAAACAAAGUAUCUCAUACUGUAUAUUGUAUAGAUCAACAACAACAAAAAAUAUGAAAAUACAUUUCUAUUCGAAAAAAUUUAAUAUUUGUCCCUAUGUUUAAUGUCAUUUGUGCUAUUACCUUGAAAAUCACUUAUUACAAAGACAUGCAAGGACCUCGACUGUUCCUUCCAGUGGCAAACUGCUAUCGGGGGAGAGGUCUAUACAGGCCGUAGCUACAUAUGAGGACACCGAGGUCUGGCGUUUCUUUUAGGAACUCAGUCGGGGUCUCAACUUACUGUACAAUACUCAAGAUGCUAUUUUCGAAACUUGGUUUUGCAUUACCAGUUUUCCUCUUAUUAUACUGUAUGUCACUUUCUGACAGUCACGCAAUUAGGCCAUGUCAGUUAAAUUGGUAAAUUAGUCUAGUUAGUCUAGUUAGUUAGUCUAGUUAGUCUAGCCAGCUAUCUAAACUUGUAGUAACCAUGGCCGAAUUACGACCGGGCACGCAGGGCACUUGCCCAGGGGCCCUGACCUCUAGGGGGCCCCUACUGAUUUUGUUAGUCACUCUCACUCAGAUAUCAUAUUAACAUGGCAUAAGUAAUGUGUAUAAUUGCAAGAAAUUAGCUUUUAAAACUGCAAAAAUGUAUCCCCACUUCCAUGGCAAAAUGUGUAGAGUUGCAGGAAAUUAGCUGUAAAACGGCACAAAAAAAUGUGUAAUGUAACGCAAACGUAUUUGUUUAUUUUUAGGCUAUGUGUUUGUAGAUUGACUGAGGUGAAUGAAGCUACAGCAACCAAUGUGAUAAUGGCAGGGAUCAUUUUUGCUUGUUUUUUCUGUUCUCCAAAUUGCAUUUUAGCGUUUGUAUAGAAAUGCAGUAAAUGAGCUUCAACUUUCUUAAGAUUUCCCUUCGGACCUCACUAAAAUUCAGACCCUGGCUAAGAAAAGUAUUAGCGAAUUAAGGGUCGGCUCUAGCCUUUUGGGGGCCAUGAUUACUACAAGUUUAGAUAGCUGGCUAGACUAACUUACCAAUCUAAAAAUAGUUAGCUGACAUGGUUAAUUGAGUGACUGUCAGUGACUGACAUAACAAGAGAACAAUUGCUGAUGCAAAACAACAUUUUGAACUUGCACUUUGUGUAUUUUACUAUUCUAACUCUCAACAGUAAGUUGAGACCACGACUAAGUGUUGGAGGGCUUUUGUUCGGGGGCCCCUUGUGGCCUCCACUUAAGAAAAUCCUCAAUAACCAAAAAUGUGUCAUUGGUGUUAGCGUAAUUGGUAUUACUAAUCCUGCUGGUGGCACAAUGUUAUCAUAAUGGUAAAAAAUAUUUAAAGUAAUUAUGCUGACAUAUUAGUUGAUUUAGAAAAAUUAAGUAAACUUUUUCCUAAAAUGCCAUGCCCAAAUGCCAUGCCCAAAUGCCAUGCCCAAAUGCCAUUGCAAUUCAAGAACGACCCAGCUGUUUAGAUUAGUGAUAAGCUAGUCAUCUAUCAUCCCCAAUUUAGAUGGAACCAAAAGAGUACAGUAUACUUGACACCCCUGGCACAAGGCCUACAUAAUGUGACAGUGUCAUGGUUACAGCCAACCAUUGACACUGUGACUCAAGGACACAGUUACAAUAGCCAAAUACAUUCUAAUAGAUUCAGUGAACUUUGCCCUCUGUGUUGGAGGCCGCCCAAAUUCCCUUAAAAAGCCAAGCUUCUUAAAUCCAGUGUCUGUGUAUUACUUUAAUCCGCUCCUGAAUUUGAGCCAGCUAAUUGUGUGAAUGGUAGGCAUUCAGUUGAAUUGCUAGCUAGCUGGUGUGGGUGUAUUAUUAGUAUGGGUUUAGUGUCUGUAAACAUUUGAUUAAUUAGUGGGAUGCAAUUACAAGCAAUUAAAAGGCUAUUAUGAUGGCACUGAAGGACAUCGGAAGUUAAUCUGGGCUAUCAUCACAAUAAUUAGCCCCCCACUUUCGGAUUGGAUCUGAUGGAGAGAGAAAUAUGAUUAUAUUUUAUACCUCUCCUUUUUUAGUCUUCAGAAAUUCUUCAACUUCUCUCUCUCUCGCUCCCUCUCUCUACUCCGAUAAAGUAAACCUUCAAACCUUCCCAACUUUAUUCGUCACAGCUGCGUUAUCUCUGAAACGUCUAACUGGCAGCAGAUAGAUGGAUCUUUCUCACUCACUCUCAUUCACUUUUCUCUCUCUCACACAUUUUUCUCCAUCCAUCUCUCUCCCUGACAAGCGGUUGUCCGGCUUAAUGGAUGGGAAUAUAUCUAACUCUCUUUCUUUCUUUCUCUCUCUCUCUCUCUCUCUCUCUCUCUCUCUCUCUCUCUCUCUCUCUCUCUCUCUCUCUCUCUUCCCCUAGCAACAGCCAAACUACUGGAGCUUCAAGGUCAGUUUGUGUUUUAGUGUGAAUCUAUGUCCAUGUCUCUGUGGAUUUGUCUAGAAUGGGAUAAUCUGUGUGUGCAUCUUUUUGCUUCUCUUCCCGUCAUUGUGAGUGUUAUAGUGUUGGCACACACUACUGAGACUUAUAACUGAUGUUGGGGUGUAUUUGCUGCUGUAUUUUGAGUCCCUCAUAAAGGGCCAAAUUCUAACUUGAGAUUAAUGUGCUGAAAUUGCUCAUCACGUAAAUCAUGCAUUGAUGUCAAUGGGAGAUUUGUGUGAAAAGUGACUUGUGCCUGGAUGUCAAGUUAGGAUUUGGGCCAAAGAGAAUUACAAAAGCAGACAUCCUUGAAUAACCCUUAUGAAUAUGUAAUAUUUUAUAUAAAAAUAUAUGUAAUAUGUAAAUAAUUUGCCUGAUUUGCAAAAGUUGAGGGUUACAUUACAUUGCUUGUGAAACACCACGGCUGUAGACCAGUUCUGUCUGCAAGGUUUAGGUACUCUUAGUGGACACAAAUCGCAUUCUGGCUCAAUAUGGCUGCCGUUCAUUACCCAGGUGGGCACUUCAUAUUGGCUCCCUCAUAUUCUGGAAUGUCACUAUGUAAAGCUGAUACCGAUCAUGUAGAAUGGAAGGGCUACUGAUUAUUUUGCCUCAUCAGAUAAGGCCCUGUCAUAUGGAGGGGGCAAGUGAUGCUACAGUACAUAUGGGACUGACCGCCUCGAUUCAGACUUAUGCAGCAAAAUUUGAAAUUGUGUUUUUUACAUUGGAUAAAAGUAUAGACUAAGAGCUACAAAAUUGUAUAUCAUACACUGCAGUUGAUGAACAAUGGGAAAGUAAUUCUGCUUUGAAAGUUGAUAAACUGGUAACCCCACUUUUGAGAAAAUGUCCCUUGAAUGUUUUGGUAAACCUACUGGAGAUCUCUUCUUUGUCUACACCUAUUCAGCAUCGUUCACACCCUCUUAAGCCAUAGCCCCACCCAUCUCUUUACGGAUUCACAUGUGAGGCCAUGUGCUAAACUAAGUGAGCAAAGGUAGUUUAGUAAACAACCAACAACUUCAAGACUAAAAGUGGUGGAAGUAGUAGCCAUACAAUAAGGAAAAACUCCAGGUAAAAAUACACUUUAUCUAGUUCAUGGCCUAUAUCCUAUUCAAACUUUGUUGUAGGUCAUGUUGUUCUUCACAUUACCGUCUCUGGUAAACACACACUAUUUCAAAUGAAAUCUAAGUUGCACAGGAUCACAUGCACAGGAUGCAGAAUGUGUAAACGGUAGAGUGAAAUGGUUACUUGCAUAUUUGCAUGGUAGCAAUAUCAAAAAUAAAAAGUGUCCAGAUAAAAUACUGUAAUAAUUAUUAGAUGCCCCAGACACACUUGUCUAAAUUGAUGGAUCAUGUGAAAGAAAUUGUAUAACCACCCCCAGCCAUAUCUAGCUAGCUAGCUAAACAAUUAACCAUAAUUCCAACUCAUAGCUACAGUACAAACGGAUUGUCAUAGCUAGCCACCAUGCAUGAAAUGCUGUAGUAAGAAUCUGCAGGUAGCUAAAGCUAACCAACUAGGUUCAAUGUUAACUAGCUAGCUAACAUUAGGUUUUAACUAGCAAUGCAAAUGGAUUUCUGAGAUACUAAUAAUAUUACUACACAGAUCAUACACAUAACAUUAGCUAGCGAGCCAGCAAGCUAACGUUCGCUAGCUGGCUAACAGUACACUUUAACUUGUAAUGAAAACAACUUUCGGACAAAAUUAGAAACGUAUAAUAUCUGAAAAUGUAGCUAGACUCUUAAGGCGUCAGCAUGCUUCAGUUUGGCUGGCGCCUAGCCGAACUCGGCUAGCCGAACCGAACGUGUGUGCUUGCAUACUCCCUUAAAAAACAUUCGCUUGAAAAAUGAGAAAAAAACGGUAAUAGUACUGUUUGUCCAUUUUGAGACGCUGUAGCCAGUAUUCCUCAAAAUAGUUAGAAUUAAUCUAAGAUAACUCAAGAAAUCUGUCAUUAAUCUGGACGUUUUUGCCGAAGAGAUCUUCAUUGCGCAAUUUUACAUCUACCUAAGAUGUUGGUGCAGUAUUUUUCAAUGAAAGAAUGUGCAUGAAAACAAGUUGUCUCUCAUUGAAUGACAACAAAGACUUUAUUGAACAAUCCCUACUGUUGACCAAUCACCUACGAAAGGGCGUAGACUUCGGCUCCAAACUUCGGCUUGCCUCCAGAAAAAAUGUUGUGUGCCCGAACAGCCCCCCCAAAAAACACGAAGUCCAAAACAAACAAAAACGUCACAAAAUGUUUUCAUAAUAUAUGCACAAACUUUACAGAAACUUUUUAUUCUGGGAAGCAUGCGGACACCUUUACCCGUGUACAUGGAUGAACGAUUCACGGCAGCAUGUCUAUUCCGUUUGGUUUGUAGCUAGCUACAGCUUGUUUGGUCCGUUCUGUCAAGUCACUCCGGUUCACACUGACCGUGUGCAGAAGGUUGUCCAUAACAAUGUUUUCCCACUGAUCUUUGUCGAUAGCGGCAGUUAAAUUCAGGGCAGCAAUGUUGAGAGCAGUAGGAACACUUUUGCAGUUCUCCAUGGCUAACGUUAUAUCUUUCAAAAAAGCCGCGGUAGAAAGGAUUAUCUACACAUACCGAGCAGCUCAUGUUAUAGACAGAAGCGUGCUACAUGGCAGACCAAUCCGAACUUGGCAUGUCCAGCCCACCCAUUAUCUCAGCCAAUCAUGGCUAGCGCGAAGGUUCUUGUCUUUUUCUGUGGCUAAACCAACUAGGCUCGUAAUUUAACCAUUUUAUUCGUAUUUACAGAUGCCAUACAAGUUUGUUAUUAAGGCACAUAAAAGUUCACAUGUUCCAGAAGGCAUUUCUUCCCCAAAACGCAUUUUGAUUAAAAAAAACUAAAACACAUUACGUUCAAAUGCCUAUCCUGUGAAGUAGUGACAUGUGACAUACGCCUAGCUUCUUGAAACAGGUCACAUAUGAAUAAUUCCCUAUGACAGAGAUCUGACUGCUGUGUGUUGCUGACAAAAGAACAAAGCAGGAGAGGAGAAGAGAGGAAAGAACAAGGGAUGGCAGGGUGUUUGAAGCCCAUGUUUUUCCUACUAUAAGUUUCUAAGUUUGCAUCAAGGGCAGAGUUGAUGCUUUCAGAAUGAAUAGAUGACCAACAAAAGUCUACAGUAUAGGAUGGUACUGUCAGGUAUCUGUGUAGCAUCUAAUUCCCCCCCUCUCCCGAGUGGCGCAGUGGUCUAAGGCACUGCAUCGCAGUGUUAGCUGUGCCACUAGAGAUCCUGGUUCGAAUCCAGGCUCUGUCGUAGCCGGCCGCGACCGGGAGACCCAUGGGGUGGCGCACAAUUCGUCCAGGGUAGGGGAGGGAAUGGCCAGCAGAGAUGUAGCUCAGUUGAUAGAGCAUGGCGUUUGCAACGCCAGGGUUGUGGGUUUGAUUCCCAUGGGGGGCCAGUAUGAAAAAAAAUAUGUAUGCACUCACUAACUGUAAGUCGCUCUGGAUAAGAGCGUCUGCUAAAUGCCUAAAAAAAAAAAAAAAAAAAAAAAAUCUACACAGAAGCAUUCUACACACAGAGGCAUUCCAUUAGCGUAGCAGUCUCUCCACUGCAUUUCCAUUGUAAAUAUACAGAAUAUUUCAUAAUUUUGUCACUAAUGCACAUUUCCUAUUUGGAUUUACAAUCCCUGCUUUAUCAACUUGCAUGUCAUACAAUACAUCACUCACAAUUACAUAACUGGUGGUUUCCUCAUAUGCCAGCAGUCCAUUUCCCUCUUAUCUCUUUCAAUGUCACACGCACUGGCUUUAUUGAAUCCCCUGUUUGCUGUUGGCUCCCAGCUCUAAUGGGAUUGGUUAUCGCUCGUCUUCCCUUCCUCUCAGGGAGUCGGGGAGUCUGCUGCUCUGCUCUCACUAUUCUGCAGCAGUGAUCUUCGCUCACUGUGUGUGUGUGUAUGUGUGGGUGUUUGUGUCUCAAUGUGUGUUGAUGUGUGUGUUUGUAAUGUCCCCAUGCUGGUCUCUUUUGAUGUUUCAUUGGUUUGCUUACACUCCAUACGAGCAUGCACACACGCAAACACACACACCCUGUAGAUUAUCAUACAAACAUGCCUACAUUCACAUGGAAGGGCGUGGAUGGACCCAUACUGUAAAUACACACACACACACACACACACACACACACACACACACACACACACACACACACACACACACACACACACACACACACACACACACACACACACACACACACACACACACACACACACACACACACACACACACACACACACACACACACACACACACCACACACACCACACACACACACACACACACACACACACACACACACACACGCACACACACACACACACACACUCACACAACCGCACCUGCAAAAGAAAAAAUGUCCAAGACUCCCCUCCUCAAAUUCUCUCACAUGCUCCAACAAAAAAGAGGGAUUGUCUGUCUGUCUGUUUAAACUACUCUCCAUAGGGAGGCCAUGCAAUGCAUUAAUAUGCUUGCAGUGCCCUCUCUCCUCUCUUGACUGCAAAGACUGCUAGGCAGCAACAGAGGAAAGGAGGACUGUAUAAUUCCCUCCCUCUUGCAGAUCUAAGCCCCACUAAUAGAAACAUUAGUACUGUUGUCUGCACUUCAUAGGCCUCUGUCUGGCUGUCUGGAGUGGGGAAGUAAUCGGAGUCCAUUAUCUCCUCUCCCCUACCUUACUGUUGAAUCAGGCUAGAAAGUAUAUAUACUAUAGUUAAUGUGCAUUCCAAAUGGCACCCUAUUCCCUACGUAGUGCACUGCUUUUGACCAGCGUCCUAUGGGCCCUGGUCAAAAGUAGUGAACUACAAAGGGAAUAACACAGGCUUAGAGCCAUGUAAAGGCUCCUAUUCAGUGACACUAGCUGUAUUCACAUGUGCAAUGAGUAAUUCAUUAGAUCCAGGCGAAGUAAUCAUGUGUCCUAAAGUACAUGGAUUCCUUGAGCUCGACUCCUUUUAUCCAGAGCUGUUCACAAAAAAAAUGGAUUCAAUGCAGGAGCUAUUGUUAGGUGUUCUGUAAGUGGCUUCCAAGCUAGCACAUUUGGUUCCUUGGACGUUGUGGGAACAUACGUUUUUGGUUUCACAUUGGUUGUGGGAACGAAGUUAUGCAUUCCCUGACUGGUAAAACUGAACAUUUUUAAAUGUUCUGAGAAAACAAAUGAAAAUGUUGCCUGUUCUGGGAAAGUGUAUUUUUAGGUUGCAGGGAGAUUCUGAGAACGUCUUACUCUGGUCAAUUUUCUCGACUUUACCUAAAUUACCUCGACUAACCUGUGCCCCCGCACAUUGACUCUGUACCGUUACCCCCUGUAUAUAGCCUCCCUACUGUUAUUUUAUUUUACUGCUGCUCUUUAAUUAUUUGUUAUUUGUUCUUUUUUACUUAUCUAUUUUUUACUUAACACUUUUUUUAUUUUCUUAAAACUGCAUUGUUGGUUAAUCGCUUGUAAGUAAGCAUUUCACUGUAAGGUCUACAACUGUUGUAUUCAGCGCAUGUGGCAAAUAACAUUUUAUUUGAAAUUUGAUUUGAUUAAAAGUCUUCCUGGGAGGUUUUAUUAACGCUUGAGAAUGGAAAGUAUAGGUUAUUUGGAGAUUUUUAAUAACUUCCUUAAAACUUUCACUGAAUGUUUCAAUAAGACUGGACUGUUAAUAACACUGCUAGCUUAUUUUGGGAAUCUUUCUUUUUUUACUCCAAGCGCAAAUAUGACACAUACAAUUAAUUUCCUUAGGCAUAAAUUUUUUAUUGUGACACGGCAUCAGUGAGAUUCAAACCUAUAAUCUUCUGUUCUCUAUCCAUGAAAUUCGUCCACUGCACCACCAGGAUGGAGCUAGCAUGCCAUGGUUUUUUACGCAUACAAAGCUGUUCAUUUUAGUCUAACAGACCCCAUUUCAAAGGAAACAAGCACUCAUUAAGAUCAGGUGUGGCCAACACACUUAACAAGAUAGAGGAUAGAGAGUUUUGUUGAUGCUGAGAACAGAAUGUAUAUGUUUUUAAAUAACAUUCUUAGAAUGUUCUCUGAACUUUACUAAAGUUUUCUUGGGGUUUUUAUGGAAAGUUUUCUUAACGUUCUCAGAACAAUUUGAGAACAUUACUUUAAAUAGAACCAUGAGGAAACCUGUAGGAAACAUUAUACCAAAGUACUGAAAUUCUCACAGAAGAACAUUGUUUCUUAACGUUCUUGGAACAUUCCAAAUGUCAUAAUAGUUGAAGAACGUUGCUAGAACAUUACCAACUACUAUAUAAAAUGUAACCAUGUUUGAACUUUUAGGAAAUGUUCUGUCGAAGUAAUGACAUACCAAAACAAUUAAGAUUUAUUAAUUAAGAACAUUCCCAGAAAGUUGUGAGAGGUUGUAUGCAAAAUAACCAUAGGACAACCAUGCUCUCACCAAGCACUAAGAAACAAAGAAACGUUCUCAGAUAGCUGUGAUAGCUGGGUUAGCGAAGAAGCACAGUUUGAAUGUUAUUUGAUCGAUUGGUUGGAUGAAUGUUUGAUAAAUUGAGUGCUUGAUUGAUUAGAGCACAUGAUAGGAGGUGAACAGAGGCAACAUAUGUGAAAGAAACUGUCAAUAAUAUACUGUGGAGGACAAAGGCACCGUAAACAGUAUACUCUAUAACAAACAAAGCUAAAAUUGCUAUGCUGUUGUUCAGUGUCCUGGUUGAAUGCACUGGUAAGAGUUGCUACCAAAGGACUGAAAUGUAGAAGAAACAUAGUACUACCACAUUUUGACAAGACAUUGAUGUCUUGCCUUGAUGUAUAAGUGUGGAAUAAGUCACUCACACACACAACAUUUUACAUUACAUUUUAGUCAUUUAGCAGACGCUCUUAUCCAGAGCGACUUACAUUUUAGUGAGUGCAUACAUAAAAAAAUGUUUCUUACUGGCCUCCCGUGGGAAUCGAACCCACAACCCUGGCGAACCCACAGCCCUGGCUGGCCAUUCCCUCCACGACGCUGGGCCAAUUGUGCGCCGCCCCAUGGGUCUCCCGGUCGCGGCCGGCUACGACAGAGCCUGGAUUCGAACCAGGAUCUCUAGUGGCACAGCUAGCACUGCGAUGCAGUGCCUUAGACCACAACGCUGUUUCCCGUGGAGGAAAUCUCUGGACUAUCCAUGACACUCAGGGUCCCAUGACUAGCUCAGUAGCUAAACCAUUUGGACAGCUGCUAUUGUUGUCUUUGACUGUUUGCGUGUUGAUAUGACAUUGAGUGGAAAAUCACUAUUCCCUGAUAUCUCAGAGAAUGGCCUGAAUGGUGUUUUUUACAGCCCUAAAAGGCUUAGGAUGCCAGCGGCUGCCAUGUCUCCCCUCAUGACUGCCUUAUGCUGUGGCACGUGGCCAGAAUCACUUAUCGAAGUGCUUGACUAUGAUCCGCCAAGACAAAGACGAUGUUUGGUACUUAAAUUAAUAAUUUAAUGAGAACUUAUUAAGGAUUUUCUUUUACACUGGCGAUGCAAAUUUAAAAUCCUCCGAAAAGUUCUCCAACUGCUUUGUUAUGUAAUUGUACUUAGACAAAUUUUAUAUGAGGCGAGAUCGGCUUUAUGUAUAAACAUUUUGUACAAGGAGUGGAUACAAGGACACAACUAGCUUGAGGGGGAUUGUCCACGAGUGGAGCGCUUGUGUAGUCCCACAAGGGUUCGCUGACUGUCAUUGUACCAGUGGUGGAAAUAGUACCCAAUUGUCAUACUUGAGUAAAAGUAUAGAUAUCUUAAUAGAAAAUGACUCAAGUAAAAGUGAAAGUCAGCCAGUAAAAUACAACUUCAGUUAAAGUCUAAAAGUAUUUGGUUUUAAAUAUACUUAAGGAUCAAAAGUAAAUGUAAUUACUAAAAUAUACUUAAGUAUCAAAAGUAAAAGUAAAAGUAUAAAUCAUUUAAAAUUCCUUAUAUUAAGCAAAGCAGACGGCACCAUUUUCUUGUUUUUACAAUUUACGGAUAGCCAGGGGCACACUCCAACACUCAGACAUUAUUUACAAAAGAUGCAUUUGUGUUUAGUGAGUCUGCCAGACCAGAGGCAGUAGGGAUGACCAUGUGAAUUUGACAAUUUUCCUGUCCUGCUAAGCAUUGAAAAUGUAACGAGUACUUUCGGUUGUCAGGGAAAAUGUAUGGAGUAGAAAGUACAAUGUUUUCUUUAGGAAUGUAGUGAAUUAAAAGUAAAAGUUGUCAAAAUAUAAAUAGUAAAGUAAAGUACAGAUACCCCAAAAAACUACUUAAGUAGUAUUUUUAAGUAUUUUUACUUAAGUACUUUACACCACUGCAUUGUACAUCAUAUGAUUAGAUUGUGCAGGUCAAACCUGUACUCAUUCACAUAGCCCAAAGACACUGAUGUCAAAGACUAGCCUAGCUCCAAAGUGUACACUACUUUGCUCUAUUGUCCAUUACAACACUAUUACUAUGGCUUUUCAAUUAACAUCUUCAUCAAGGCUUUUGUAUUCAGUCCAGUUAAGCAACUUAGGGGUGAAUCCCCACUUCCACUUCAUUCAAAUGUUGUAUUAGUCUCCCACUGACAUCAAUGCAUGGCUAAGUGAAAAUGUGACUUCAGUUGUCGUUAGGAUUCGCCCCAUCAGGAUGUCCAUUAAGUUACUCCUUGGUAUUCGUGUUUAGGGAGUUAUUUAGAUGGGGCUCAUCCCCCAAUUACAGAGCUCACUGGAACGGUAUGCCAGGACUGCAUGGUGCUAAUGCCCAUGAAAUAGGAGGGGGUCGCCCGAGUUCCACAGGGGGGCGGAGACGGGGGUGGUGAAGAGGUUCAGGGGGCGUGGGUGGCACAGCUGUGCACAGCUGCCUUGUCAAUCAUCACAUACACUGCUUAUAGGUCGGAGAAAAUCCACUUUGACAAAGCCAGCCAAUCGGUGGUGAGAAAUCUGUGAUGAGGUAGUGGCAGUUGGACAGACAGGACUUAGGGGAGCAAUAAUAUAGUGAGGUUAAGGUCGAACAGACCAAGGGCAAUAUAACUAUACAGCGAGAGAGAGAGAGAGAGAGAGAGAGAGAGAGAGAGAGAGAGAGAGAGAGAGUGAGAGAGAGAGAGAGAGAGAGAGAGAGAGAGAGGAGAGAGAGAGAGAGAGAGAGAGAGAGAGAGAGAGAGCAAGCGAGAGAGAGAGAGAGAGAGAGCAAGCGAGAGAGAGAGAGAUAGAAGAGAGAGGAGAGAGAGAGAGAGGUAAGAUAAGAAGAGAGAGAUCAAAAAGCAAUCGAGAAGAGAGUAGAGAGAGAGCAAAGCGAAGAGAGAUGAGAGAGAGAGAGGGAGAGGAGAAGAGAGAGCAAGCGUCAGAGAGAUGAGAUUAAGAAGAGAGAGAGAGAGAGGUGGGUGGGUGGGUACAGAGAUGACUAAGGCAGCAUCUGCACAGAUAAUACCAACGUAAUGACAUUCUGGUAGAGACUUGAGGCAGUAGAGAUACAGUAAAGUGAAUGAUAGAGACUUAGAAUUGUGAAGAAAUUGUUUUAGACAGUUGGCAGUUUGAGACAUACAGUAUAGUCAUACAGAGAUCCACAAUAAGGGACCAAGAUGCUAAACAUAGAGGUAAGAAAUGGUUUUGCACACGAGUGACACUUUCUCGCUGCUACUAAACUUAUCAGUAAACAGGUUGCCUGUUAUUUGACAAAUUAUUGAUUUCCAGUUAUAUUGCUUAUAUGGUUGUAUUGUUUUGGUAUUUUCUCUUCAUAAUGGAAGAGUUAUCCAUCUGCAUAGUUCUUCUUAUUGACACAUAUAACACUGACUGCACCAUGACUGAUAUUGUAUGCAAUAUAGUCUUUGUAUUUUCAAUAAUAAAAGAAAUGGCUUUAUAAAAGCCCAUGAGAUCUCCAGUAAAGAUUACAGAGCCUUAGCAGGAGUCAGGAGAGAGAAGCACUGUCAUAAACCAAGGGCAAAUCCAUCAGACAGAAUUGCCUUAUAAGACAUAGAGGAGGUCAUAGGGUAACAGGACACAUUAGUUCUUCUCCAGCGGUAAUAAUGGCUUCAUAAGGCUGUUGACAUAAUGACGUAACACUGUACUAACAGGUCAUAAUAGUUUAUGACAACCAAACUAUUAUGACUUAUUUGUAUUUGUAUUUGUAUUUAGCUGCCAAGGCAGCAGCUACUCUUCCUGGGGUCCAAAGAUAUUAAAGCACUUACAUUACAUAUAAAACAAAAGAUAAAACAAUACAUCAUAUAACAUUAUUACACCACUACAUAUCUACAAUACAAAAUGUUUAAUACCACCAUACAACAAUAUCACAAUGUAUGCGUAUGCAUGUGUCAGUACCUUUGUGUGUGUCUCUUCACAGUCCCCGUUGUUCCAUAAGGUGUAUUUUUACCUGUUUUUUUCUAAUCUGAUUCUACUGCUUGCAUCAGUUACCUGUGGAAUAGAGUUCCAUGUAGUAAUGGCUCUAUGUAGUACUGUGAACCUCCCAUAGUCUGUUCUGGACUUGGGGACUGUGAAGAGACCUCUGGUGGCAUGUCUUGUGGGGUAUGCAUGGGUGUCCGAGCUGUGUGCUAGUAUUUUAAACAGACAGCUCGGUACAUUCAGCUUGUCAACACCUCUUACAAGAACAAGUAGUGAUGAAGUCAAUCUCUCUUCCACUUUGAGCCAUGAGAGAUUGACAUGCAUAUCAUUAAUGUUUGAUCUCCAUGUACUUUUAAGGGCCAGCCGUGCUGCACUGUUCUGAGCCAACUGCAAUUUUCCUAAGUCCAUCUUUGUGGCACCUGACCACACUACUGAACAGCAGUCUAGGUGUGACAAAAGUAGGGCCUGUAGGACCUGCCUUGUUGAUAGUGUUGUUAAGAAGGCAGACCAGUGCUUUAUUAUGGACAGACUUCUCCCCAUCUUAGCUACUGUUGUAUCAAUAUGUUUUGACCAUGACAGUGAACAAUCCAGGGUUACUCCAAGCAGUUUAGUCACCUCAACUUGCUCAAUUUCCACAUUAUUCAUUAUGAGAUGUGUUGAGGUUUAGGGUUUAGUGAAUGAUUUGUCCCAAAUACAAUGCUUUUAGUUUUGAAAAUAUUUUGGACUAAUUUAUUCCUUGCUACCCACUCCGAAACUAACUGCAGCUCUUUGUGAAGUGUUGCAGUCAUUUCAGUUGCUGUAGUAGCUGACAUGUAUAGUGUUGAGUCAUCCACAUACAUAGACACACUGGCUUUACUCAAAGCCAGUGGCAUGUCGUUAGUAAAGAUUGAACAAGGUAAGGGGCCUAAACAACUACCUUGGGGAAUUCCUGAUUCUACCUGGAUUAUGUUUCAGAGGCUUCCAUUAACCUCUUAAGGAUCAGACACUUUUUUUCAAUUUUACUUACAACAGUCAUGCUAAUCACAUUACCGCACGUUAGCUCAACCGUCCCGUAUACGGGACACCGAUCCCGUAGAGGUUAAAUAACACCCUCUCUGUUCUGUUAGACAAGUAACUCAUUAUCCACAUUAUAGCAGGGGGUGUAAAGCCAUAAAACAUAUGUUUUUCCAGCAGCAGACUAUGAUCAAUAAUGUCAAAAGCUGCACUGAAGUCUAACAAGACAGCCCCCACAAUCAUUUUAUCAUCAAUUUCUCUCAGCCAAUCAUCAGUCAUUUGUGUAAGUGCUGUGCUUGUUGAGUGUCCUUGUCACGAUCGUGGGAAGGAGUAGACCAAGGCGCAGCGUGUGAAACAAAUAAUUAGUUAAAGUUAAAUAUACAAAACAAGAAACGACUCGUGACGUCCAUCGAUAACACUGACCGAACACGGAACAAAAACCCACAACCCCCAAGGGAAAACAUACAGUUUAAAUAUGGCUCCCAAUCAGAGACAACCAGCAAACAGCUGACACUCGUUGCCUCUGAUUGGGAGUCACAACGUCAAACAUAGAAUCAAACAAACUAGAAUACCCAACAUAGAAAAUGAACACACAGAAUGAACACACCCUGGCUCAACAUAUAGAGUCCCAGAGCCAGGGUGUGACAGUACCCCCCCCUAAAGGCGCGGACUGCGACCGCGCCUCAACAAAACCCCAAACAGGGGAGGGCUGGGUGGGCAUUCCUCCUCGGAGGCGGCUACGGCUCCGGCCUUGACCACCACCCCUCCAUAAUUCCCCCGUAGCGCCCCUGGUCCGGUCUGACCCCGCUGGCUGGAUCUGGACUGGACAUUGACGGAGCGGAUUGCUUACGCUCCGUUGUGGAGCAGCUGACCGGUCUUACCAGGCUGACGACUCGCCCCCCGGGCUUGGUGCGAGUAGCAGGAACGGGCUGAACCAGGCUGACGACUCGCACCCCUGGCUUGGUGCGAGUGGCAGGAACGGGCUGGACCAGGCUGACGACUCGCACCCCUGGCUUGGUGCGAGUGGCAGGAACGGGCUGGACCAGGCUGACGACGCACACCGUAGGCUUGGUGCGUGGAGCAGGGACAGGCCGGGCUGGGCUGUCGACGCACACCGUAGGCUUGGUGCGUGGAGCAGGGACAGGCCGGACAGGACUGUCGACGCACACCGUAGGCUUGGUGCGUGGAGCAGGGACAGGCCGGGCUGGGCUGGCGACGCACACCGUAGGUUUGGUGCGUGGAGCAGGAACAGGCCGGGCAGGGCUGUCGACGCACACCGUAGGCUUGGUGCGUGGAGCAGGGACAGGCCGGGCUGGGCUGGCGACGCACACCGUAGGUUUGGUGCGUGGAGCAGGGACAGGCCGGGCUGGGCUGUCGACGCACACCGUAGGUUUGGUGCGUGGAGCAGGGACAGGCCGGGCAGGGCUGGCGACGCACACCGUAGGUUUGAUGCGUGGAGCAGGGACAGGCCGGGCUGGGCUGGCGACGCACACCGUAGGUUUGGUGCGUGGAGCAGGGACAGGCCGGACCGUACUGGGAACACACACCACUGGCUUUAAACGGGGAUCAGGAACGGGCCGGACCGGACUGGCAAUACACCUCAGUCCCUCUCGCCGUGCCUCUACGACUUCCUUCCCUCCUCUCGCCAAUGGCUCCCGUAACCCGGUGGCCUUCUCUCCUCUUCUCCUAUUUCGCCCUGUGGCAGCCUCCUGCUGCCCAGUCGCCCAUGCCGUGUGCCCCCCCCUAAAAUUUUUUUGGGGGUGCCUCUCGUCCGUCCGACGAUGGCACUGCUGACGCCGCUGCUCCUCUCUCGCCAGGGCCUUGAUCCUACCCCAAGGUCCCUUGCCCCCGAGCAUGUCCUCCCAGGACCACACUUUGCCCACCUGGGCCAUCGCCAGCCUCUCCAUCUCCUUUCCUGGCGCUUCCUCCCAUGACCAGGCUGCCUGCUCCUGGACACGCUGCUUGGUCCUUGUACGGUGGGUUUUUCUGUCACGAUCGUGGGAAGGAGUAGACCAAGGCGCAGCGUGUGAAACAAACAUGACUUUAAUUAGUUAAAGUUAAAUAUACAAAACAAGAAACGACUCGUGACGUCCAACGAUAACACUGACCGAACACGGAACAAAAACCCACAACCCCCAAGGGAAAACAUACAGUUUAAAUAUGGCUCGCAAUCAGAGACAACCAGCAAACAGCUGACACUCGUUGCCUCUGAUUGGGAGUCACAUCGUCAAACAUAGAAUCAAACAAACUAGAAUACCCAACAUAGAAAAUGAACACACAGAAUGAACACACCCUGGCUCAACAUAUAGAGUCCCAGAGCCAGGGUGUGACAGUCCUUCCCUAUAAGCGUGCUGAAAGUCUGUUGUCAAUUUGUUUACUGUGAAAUAGCAUUGCAUCUGGUCAAACACCAUUUCUUCCAGAGGUAUACUAAGGCUUGGUAACAGGCUGAUUGGUCGGCUAUUUGUGCCACUAAAUUGUCAGACCCCGGUGGCUUGUCAUUGUUGAUGGACAACAAUAAUGUUUUCACCUCUUCCACACUGACUUUACGGAAUUCAAAAGUACAAUUCUUGUCUUUCAUAAUUUGGUCAGAUGUACUUGGAUGUGUAGUGUCAGCGUUUGUUGCUGGCAUGUCAUACUUAAGUUUGCUUAUCUUGCCAAUAAAAAAAGUCAUUAAAGUAGUCGCCAAUGUCAGUGGGUUUUGUGAUGAAUGAGCCGAGUUUACCUUUUUUACCAACAUUUCAUUUAAGGUGCGCCAAAGCUUUUUACUAUCAUUCUUUAUAUCAUUUAUUUUAGUUUCAUAGUAUAGUUUAUUUUUAUUUUUAUUUAGUUUAGUCACAUGAUUUCUUAAUUUUUACAGUCAUUUUCUUAAUGGGAGCGUGCUAGGUUUGCCAAUUAACAGUUUUUACAGUCAUUCUCUUAAUGGGUGCAUGCUUAUUAGUAACUGGAAUAAGCAAUUUCAUAAAUGUGUCAAGUGCAGCGUCUGGUUGCUCCUCAUUACACACCACAGACCAGCAAAUAUUAUUUACAUCAUGAACAUAUGAUUCACUACAAAACGUAUUGUGUUACACUAUAUUAGGCCCAGCCUUUGGAACUUUGGUUUUCCUAGAUAUGGCUACGAUAUUGUGAUCACUACAUCCUAUGGAUUUGGAUACUGCUUUAAAGCUAAUUUCUGCAGCAUUAGUAAAGAUGUGAUCAAUACAUGUUGAUGAUUUUAUUCCUGUGCUGUUUGUAAAUACCCUGGUAGGUUGACUGACAACCUGAACCAGGUUGCAGGCACUGGUUACAGUUUGAAGUUUUUUCUUGAGUGGGCAGCUUGAUGAGAGCCAGUCAAUAUUUAAAUCACCCAGAAAAUAUACUUCUCUGUUGAGAUCACAUACACUAUCAAGUAUUUCACACAUAUUAUCCAGAUACUGACUGUUAGCACUUGGUGGUCUAUAGCAGCUUCCCACAAGAAUGGGAUUUAGGUGAGGCAGAUUAACCUGUAGCAAUAUUACUUCAACAGUAUUUAACAUCAAAUCGUCUCAAAGCUUUACAUGAAUGUGGUUCUGAAUAUUGACCGCAACACCGCCUGACAGUCUGACAGGCUCAGAUGUUAUUUAUUAAUUGGAGGAUACCUUUAUUACAGUAUCUAUCAAAGUUUGAUUGCAUAGGUAGAAAUUUGUUUAUGAUUGUCGAGAGCAAGGUUGGAAUAGGAAAAAGAUCUCUCUGGGAAUUCACUACUCUGAAAUCUCCAGGCAUUCUUCUCCAAAACAUUUUUGUAUUUCCCCUGAGAUUUUAACUUUGGAAACCACAUUCCCAGGUGUUCCUCCCAAAUUCCACCCCUCUCCUCCCUAUGAUUGUACUGUUGAAGAGGAUGGUUGUGGGGAGGUUUAUUGGUUGUUAUCCCAGUGAAAAUGUCAGCUCGUAAUGUAGACAGACACAGCAGGAAUAAAACGUGGGCAUACAGAGUGCAGCCGAGCUUGUCCUCUGCUUCCCAGGAGCACCUGAAGAGAAGGCCUGCCCUCUGAGCCUCUCCACAGCUGCUGCCUUCAAAACUAAGAGUGGAGCAGAAUUCAACCACCAUGUUGUACUUUACGCCUUUUCCUCUUGUUUUUUGUUUAUGUGUCUCCCUCGCUUGGGCUCAACAUCAAGUUGCUAUUGCUCUCUUACGGGAUCGCCCGCAAACACCUGCAUGCACACUUGCACACGCUUAUUUGCUACACAUACACACUCUCUCUCUCUGUCUCUCGCACUCCCUCAUUCCCUCCUCUCACCUCUCCCUUGCUGUACGUUUCAGUCUCAGUCUUCCUCCCUCUGCCUUUCUCUCUCUCUCUCUCUCUCUCUCUCUCUCUCUCUCUCUCUCUCUCUCUCUCUCUCGCUCUCUCUCUCUCUCACUUUCUCUCCUGCUCCCUACUUCCUCUCUCUACAGCUGACUAACCACAAACUUUGCAAUUCCCUCGUGCCACCAACUUCUCUCCUCAACAGCUUGAUGCUUGUGGGAUGUUAGAAGCAGAAGGUGUACUGCUUCUGGCUCACACACAUGCCUUAAAUCUCAACACAAAUGAGGGGCACCACUUGCAACCUGUCAUCCUGCUCAAUUCAUGACAGAUGUGUGUAUUUGUGUGUGCAAGUGUGCGUGUCCAUCUUUACCUACUGUGUGUGUUUGUGAAUGGGCAUUUAUUUGUGUGUGUGUAGGUAUGUGUGCAUUUGCAUGUGUGUGUUUGAAUGUAUUAGAGGCGUGUGUGAGCAUACCCCCAUCUACAGCUUGGGUGUGCCUUUUGCUGGCACACCAAAUCAAAGCGAGCCCAACUGUGGCUGUUGGGAAGAGAACAGAUGCAUAAGUGAAUGUGAGCAGUGUUCACAGAGAACUGUCAGAGCUCAUUACUGUAGUCUUUGGGCUGGAAAAUGGCUGUCCGUGGGGAUUCAUUAUAAACAACCUGCUCUAGCGACUCCUGCAAUGCGCUGCUGUAACGAGAGGUCCAUUUCCUCAUAUUUCCUCACAUCUUCAUCAUCUUAUCUUCCCUCGGUGGUUAGAAUUGGGCAGGUGAAGUCUGAAGCCUCAGUGGUAACCUGCAUUAUAAUGGAAGUUUGUCUAGCUAGUGUUCUGCUAGCUUUGUUCAUCAGUGUUCUUUUGGUUCUAAUUCUCUGUGGAGUGGGUACUGGUGAAUCUGGCAUUAAACACUCAAGACCACAUGAUUUACAUAGCAUUAAUAAUAGAUAUUUAUAUCUUUCCAUUUCUUCGUGUAAAUUGUCUCUUGGCUAGUAUGAACUCAAAAUGAAUUCAACACAUUUAACUCCUCAGCUCACACUUCAAUACAUUUGUUUGAAGCUUUGUAAAAUAUGUUUAUUGCAACAGUUUUGGUGGCUGCUGCGUCGUUAUGUUUUAUGCAGUUGUCUCAUCCUGAGGAAACUGCUAUGCUGUUUUGGCUCUCUGUCUGGGAUUUUUUUGUUGUGUCUGGUGGUUUUAUCUUGUUUUAGGCAAUUCCCUCGUUUUGUCUGUGUUAUUGGUUGUCUUUUUGCAGUGGUUGUGUUGUUUUGUCUGUGUUAUUGGCUGUCUUUUUGCAGUGGUUGUGUUGUUUUGUCUGUGUUAUUGGCUGUCUUUUUGCAGUGUUUGUGUUGUUUUGUCUGUGUUAUUGGCUGUCUUUUUGCAGUGGUUGUGUUGUUUUGUCUGUGUUAUUGGCUGUCUUUUUGCAGUGUUUGUGUUGUUUUGUCUGUGUUAUUGGCUGUCUUUUUGCAGUGUUUGUGUUGUUUUGUCUGUGUUAUUGGCUGUCUUUUUGCAGUGGUUGUGUUGUUUUGUCUGUGUUAUUGGCUGUCUUUUUGCAGUGGUUGACUUGUUUUGUCUGUGUUAUUGGCAGUCUUUUUUGCAGUGGUUGUGUUGUUUUGUUUGUGUUAUUGGCUGUCUUUUUGCAGUGGUUGACUUGUUUUGUCUGUGUUAUUGGCUGUCUUUUUUGCAGUGGUUGUGUUGUUUUGUCUGUGUUAUUGGCUGUCUUUUUUGCAGUAGUUCUGUUGUUUUGUCUGCGAUUUUGUGGUUGUCUUUUUGCAGUGGUUGACUUGUUUUGUCUGCGGUUAUUUCACAGCAGCUGUGUGGCUUUGCUGUUGUGUUUUUGUUGUUUUGCCGUGUUGAUUGUAUCAAUCUGUCUCUCCCUCUAUCCCAUAGGCCCGUACCCCCCGUGUGAUCCGUCCCAACCCCAACCAGCCGGCUCUAGCUGACCAGGCCAGCAGAGUAUCCUUUGCCUCGGCUGAGAUCCUGGAAACCAUGUCUGAGGCCGACGUUCCCCUCGGGUUCAACCGCAUGAACCGCCUCCGCCAGAGCCUGCCCCUGGCACGCUCAUCCAGCCAGGCCAAGCUCCGCGCGCCAGGUCAGAACAACAUGGUCAAAUCAGGGUCAUAUCACCGUCGUAUUGACCACAGUCAUAGCAACCAACAUAAUAAUAAUAAUAAUAAUAAUAAUAUGCCAUUUAGCAGACACUUUUAUCCAAAGCGACUUACAUCUGUGCCAUCUUUGUGGUUGUAGAUACGCUCGCUCUCAAGGGAGUUCUAUUCAUAUUCAUGAGGAGCAUUAGGAUCACAUUCUCAAUAUUUGGCUAAUUACAGAUCUAAGUGUGUAAGUGAUUCUAUUUCGAAUGAGUCACUGAUUGCCACGAAUUCAUUUUGAAAAAGCCCCAGCAUACAGGUGAGAUUAUUGCAAUGGUACCCUCUCUGUCCUCUGUCCUGUGUGUAGAAGAUCAUUGUGUGAGUGUUUGUGUGAACAAUCAGGUCCCAAAUUAUUGUCACCCUUGAAAAAGAUGAGCAAAAUAUACUGCAUAAAAUAAAUUAUGUUGUAUAUUUUGUAUAAAUAUAUUGUAUAUAUUGUAUGCUCAGAAAAAUUGGGAAAUUAUAUUAUUUUAUACUAAUAGUAAUAUUGUAAUAAUGUUUUUCUCUCAAAAAGAUAAGGGUAAAAUGUAUUGUCACCCCUGUUUUCACUACCUUUCAAUACCUCACUUUGUGACGAUAAUGGCACUGAGCAGUUUCCCCAAAAAAAUUAUGUGAUUGGAGAACACAUUGGGAGGGAUCUUAGACCAUUCAUCCAUACAGAAUCUUUCCAGAGCCUUGAUAUCCUUCUUCUGUGCUUAUGGAUUGCCCUCUUCAAUUCAAACCACAGGUUUUCAAUGGGAUUCAAUUCCGGAGACUGAGCUGGCCAUUGCAAAAUGUUGAUUUUGUGUUCAAUUAACCAUUUAUUUGUGGAUUUGAUGUGUGCUUGGGGUUAUUGUCUUGCUGGAAGAUCCACUUGCGGCGAAGUUUCAGCCUCCUAGCAGAGGCAACCAGGUUUUGGUCUAAAAUGUCCUGGUACUGAGUAAAGUUCAUCAUGCCAUUGAUCUUAACAAGGGCACCAGGACCAGUGGAAGCAAAAUAGCCCCAUAACAUCAAAGAUCCACCACAAUAUUUUACAGUACAUGUAGGUACAGUGCAUUCGGAAAGUAUUCAGACCCCUUCACUUUUUCCACAUUUUGUGACAUUACAGCCAUAUUCUAAAUUGAUUAAAUUGUUUUUUCCCUCAUCAAUCAACAAAUAAUACCCCAUAUAGACAAAGCAAAAACUGUUUUUUAGAAAUGUUAGCACAUUUAUUAAAAACAAAAAACUGAAAUAUCAGAUUUACAUAAGUAUUCAGACCCUUUACUCAGUAUUUUGGCAGUGAUUACAGCCUCCAGUCUUCUUGGGUAUGACGCUACAAGCUUGGCACAGCUAUAUUUGGGGAGUUUCUUCCAUUCUUCUCUGCAGAUUCUCUUAAGCUCUGUCAGGUUGGAUGGGGAGCAUCGCUGCACAGCUAUUUUCAGGUCUCUCCAGAGAUGUUCGAUCGGGUUCAAGUCCGGGCUCUGGCUGGGCCACUCAAGGACAUUCAGAGAUUUGUCCCGAAGCCACUCCUGCAUUGUCUUGGCUGUGUGCUUGGGUUUGUUGUCUUGUUGGAAGGUGAACCUUUGCCCCAGUCUGAGGUCCUGAGCGCUCUGGAGCAGGUUUUCAUCAAGGAUCUCUCUGUACUUUGCUCCAUUCAUCUUUCCCUCGAUCCUGACAUGUCUCCCAGUCCCUGCUGCUGAAAAACAUUGCCACAGCAUGAUGCUGCCACCAACAUGCUUCACCGUAGGGAUGGUAUUAGCCAGGUGAUGAGCGGUGCCUGGUUUCCUCCAGACGUGUCGCCUGGCAUUCAGGCCAAAGAGUUCAAUCUUGGUUUCAUCAGACCAGAGAAUCCUUUUGGCAAACUCCAAGCGGGCUGUCAUUUGCCUUUUUCUGAUGACUUCCUUCUGUCUGCCAUUCUACCAUAAAGGCCUGAUUGGUGGAAUGCUGCAGAGAUGGUUGUCCUUCUGGAAUGUUCUCCCAUCUCCACAGAGGAAGUCUGGAGCUCUGUCAGAGUGACCAUCGGGUUAUUGGUCACCUCCCUGACCAAGGCCCUUCUCCCCCGAUUGCUCAGUUUGGCCGGGUGGCCAGCUCUAGGAAGAGUCUUGGUGGUUCCAAACUUCUUCCAUUUAAGAAUGAUGGAGGCCACUGUGUUCUUGGGGACCUUCAAUGCUGCAGAAAUGUUUUGGUACCCUUCCCCAGAUCUUUGCCUUGACACAAUCCUGUCUCUGAGCUCUACGGACAAUUCCUUUGACCUCAUGGCUUGGUUUUUGCUCUGACAUGCACUUUCAACUGUGGGACCUUAUAUGGACAGGUGUGUGCCUUUCCAAAUCAUGUCCAAUCAAUUGAAUGUACCACAGGUGGACUACAAUCAAGUUGUAGAAACAUCUCAAGGAUGAUCAAUGGAAACAGGAUGCACCUGAGCUCAAUUUCUAGUCUCAUAGCAAAGGGUCUGAAUACAAAUGUAAAUAAGGUAUUUCAGUUUUUUAUUUUUAAUACAUUUGCCAACAUUUCUAAAAACCUGUUUUUGCUUUGUCAUUAUUGGGUAUGGUGUGUAGAUCGAUGAGGGAAAAAAAGUAUUAAUACAUUUUUGAAUAAGCUGUAACUUAACAGAAUGUGGAAAAGGUGAAGGGGUCUGAAUACUUCCCGAAUGCACUGUAUGUGAUUAAUUUCUACAUAUGCAUAUAUGUUUUCGACAGGUGUGUGUGGCCAAAGAGCUCUGUUUUCAUGUCAUCCAACAAAUGUAAACGCCUAGAGUUUGGUAAACGGCAUUGGCACUUGGAUUGAAAUAGGUGCUAUGGUCAGAUGGCCAUGCACAUGCCAUGGGUUUUGCUUCGAAAGAAAGAUGCACAUGUAGAAAAGAACCCCAUACAAACUGUAAAAUAUGGUGGUGGAUCUUUGAUGUUAUGGGGUUAUUUUGCUGCCACUGGUCCUGUGGCCCUUGUUAAAGUCAACGGCAUCAUGAACUAUACCCAGUACAAGGACAUGUUGGACCUGACUGUACAGUAUGUGCAUGUGUUUGUUGAUUCAUUACAGUCAAAUGACACUCUCCUCUCCUCUCCUCUCCUCUCCUCUCCUCUCCUCUCCUCUCCUCUCCUCUCCUCUCCUCUCCUCUCCUCUCCUCUCCUCUCCUCUCCUCUCCUCUCCUCUCCUCUCCUCUCCUCUCCUCUCCUCUCCUCUCCUCUCCUCUCCUCUCCUCUCCUCUCCUCUCCCCCUGCCUCCCUUCAUCCUCCCCCUCAGGCAUUCUCUUCCUCCAGCUGGGGGAGGAGACGAGGCGGGUGCACCUGACCCAUGAGCUGACCAGCCUGGAGACCCUGAGGGCCCUCAUCGUCCACAUGUUCCCCCAGAGGCUCACCAUGGCAAUGCUCAGGUGGCUUUAUCACACUUUACUAGAAUGCUCUGUUAUAAAGGCUACAUAACACUGUCAUAACAAUGGCAUAGCAGGUGUCAUAAACAGUCAUCAAUAUAACAACUUACUUUACAACAACAAAAAUAUUACUUUAGCUAAGAUAAUAUCAGAUUCAUUAGCUAAUAAGAUGCAUCCUAUGAAUUGAAACAAAAACAAAAAAUGUUAUUAUGUAAUUACCAAAGUAAUAAGAAUAAGUGGCCUGUUAAAUUGUAAACCAAAGGUAAUGUAGAGGACAAAAUGCUCAGGUAUCAAUGCCCAUGUUCAGGUGCCCCAGCACGGCCCUGCUGAUCAAGGAUGAGGCCCGUAACGUCUUCUAUGAGCUGGAGGACCCACGAGACGUCCAGGACCGCUGUGUCAUCAAGAUCUACUGCAAGGAGCCGGUCUACGGCACCUACCCUGGACACCACAACCCACACCUGGCUAACGGAGACCUCCGGGUGAGUGUAGAAGGGGGAUAUUUGUGUCUGUCUGUCCAUCUGUAUGUGUAGGCGUUGCUCGCCAUCAGGAGUGGUGGUCACUAAAGGGUUACAAGGACCUCAACAAGCUCUCUACAGAAUUGAGUGCAAAUACUGAGCCAAUUACUUCUUCGCCCUAAAUACCAUUAUAUUUGUAGCUAGUCAUGCUGUUCUGACAUUGAUAGUAUUUUGUUUACAAAUGGAAAAAAAGAGUAGUCAUUAUGUAACCUACUGGAGCACAAAUUAAACUCAGCCAGUCUCUAUUAAAUGAGUCUGCAUGACUGAGUAAUAUGCUAGUACAACAGUAGCACCACUGUUGCUGUUUUUGAAUCCAUGCCAACCUGUUUCCCUCCAAGGCAAAAAAAGUAUGUUUGCUGACUGAUAAUGUUGUGUAAUGUUGUACAUACACAGUUGUUCUCAAAUGGUGGGUCGGCUAGAGACAUGGCUUUGUGUAUUUAAUGAGACACUACAAAGUGCGGUUUGAGAGCUUCAAGUUCCUCGGUGUCCACAUCACUAAGGACCUAUCAUGGUCCAAACACACCAACGCAGUCGUGAAGAGGGUACGACAAUGCCUCUUCCACCUCAGGAGGUUGAAAAGAUUUGGCAUGGGCCCUCAGAUCCUCACAAAGCUAUACAGCUGCACCGUUGAGAGCAUCUUGAUUGGCUGCAUCACCGCUCGGUAUGGCAACUGCUUGGCCUCUGACCGCAAGGCGCUACAGAGGGUAGUGCGUAGGGUCCAGUACAUCACUGGGCUGAAUUCCCUGCCAUCCUGGACCUCUAUAACAGACGGUGUCAGAGUAGAUGGCCCUAAAAAUGUUCAAAGACUCCAACCACCCAAGUCAUGGACUGUUCUCUCUGCUACCGCAUGGCAAGCGGUACCGGAGCGCCAAGUCUGUGACCAAAAGGCACCUGAACAGCUUCUUCUAAGACUGCUGAACAGUUAAUCAAAUGGCUAACCAGACAAUUUACAUUGACCCCCUUUUAUUAUUUAUUUAUUGAUCUUAAUUGUUUUGCACCGACUCCCUUGACUGGCUCUAUGCACACUCACUAGACUCCACCCACACACUCACAACCAGCUGGUACCACUACACAGUGACGCAGUACUGGUAAUCCUUGUAUAUUGCCUCGUUAUUGUUUUUAUUGUGUUACUAUUUCCUUUUUUAUUUAGCAAAUUUGAUAUGAUUUGUCUUACUUUUUAACUGGGAAUGGGCCCGUAAGUAAGCGUUUCACUGUAAAGUCUACACCUGUUGCAUUCGGCGCAUGUGACCAAUAACGUUUGAUUUGAUUUGAUUUGCUUUAGGCUUAGUCGGCCGACAACUCAAAUACAGUAGAUUGGGAAAUGUUGGCAUACGCAGUAUAGAACUGGCGUUGUGUCACUCUAGACAGUGAUAAGCAGAAAAGAAGGAGAAAAGAAGGCGAUAGAAAGUGAGAAUGUGAGAGGGGGGAAGAGAGGGGAGAGAAAGAGAGAGAUUUUGACACUUCUGCCACUUCCACUCAUGUCAAUCACCACCCUAGGGGGCCCUAGUGCAUGUGCAUCUGUCUGUGCAAGUGUGUGUGUGUGUUUGUGUUUGUGUAUGUGUGUCUGUGUGUCUGUGUGUGUGUGUGUGUGUUUGUGUGUCUGUCUGUGUGUCUGUAUGUGUAUUUGUGUGUGUCUGUCCAUGUGUGUAUGUGUGUGAAUUGCAGCUGCCCAGUGCGUUUUGGAGGUCAACUCUCCGAUCUCCCCCAAGCUUUACUUUGCAACAACGUUGCGCACAAUACAGCUCACCACAACUCAGCUCCGAAUUUCCCCUCCACUCAGCUCUGAAUUCUCCCUUGCGUUUGAUGGCUUUAUCAAGCAACUUGGUUUAACUUGGGUUUUAUGUGCUGGAGGAUAGGAGGAAUCUGAGAGAUAGGAGCUACGGUACAGAGGUGAGUAAAGGGGGCUGGACAUGAGCCAGCCGAGCAGAGAUGACUAUCUGAUUACAGACUGUAAACGAUGACUGGGACCACUGAGUAGCACUGCACUGAGACAGGGAGGAUGGAAGGACAAAUGGAUGGACGACAGGGCUUAGUGGAGAUUGAUUGGCUAUGAGGUGACAGGUUAGAGUAGUGGGGGGGAGAUACAGCGACAAUGUGAUCUGCUGUGAUCUAUAAGGGACAUUCUGUGUGACAGUGGGGCUUGGGAAUCUAGUGUGAGAUGUGGUGGUGGUGGGCCCCUGUCUAGUCACUCACAUCUAGUGGGAUUAUUUCCCUGUAGAUAUAGAGGCAGUUGCUAAGAUACAGGAUGGAGAUGGUGGAGAUGAAGGCGCUCCAGUCAUUACUCCAGUGUGUGUGUAGAGUCCAUUGGGGGCUGUAUUGUCGGUGAGGUUAUUGUACAGUAGGUAUAUACACUCAGUUGCCAGUUUAUUAGGUACACCCAUCUAGUACCAGGUCAGACCCCCCUUUGCCUCCAGAACAGCCUGAAUUCUUCGGGGCAUGGAAACGUUUCUCAAUUGGUAUCAAGUAACCUAAUGUGUGCCAUGAAAACAUUCCCCACACCAUUACACCACAGCCACCAGCCUGUACCGUUGACACCAGGCAGGACGGGGCCAUGGACUCAUGCUGCUUACGCCAUAUCCUGACUCUGCCAUCAGCAUGACGCAACAAGAACCGAGAUUCGUCGGACCAGGCAAUGUUUUUCCACUCCUCAAUUGUCCAGUGUUGGUGAUCGCAUGCCCACUAGAGCCGAUUCUUCUUGUUUUUAGCUGAUAAUAGUUUAACCAUGUAGGGUCGUCUGCUGCAAAGCCCAUCCAUGACAAGGACCGACGAGUUGUGCGUUCUGAGAUGCCGUUCUGCACACCACUGUUGUACUGCGCCGUUAUUUGCCUGUUUGUGGCCCUCCUGUUAACUUGCACGAUUCUUGACAUUCUCCUUCGAGCGCUCCUCAACUAGCUGUUUUUGCCCACAGGACUGCCGCUGACUGGGUUAUUUUGUUUGUCGCAUCAUUCUCGAUAAACCCUAUACACUGUCGUGCGUGAAAGCCCAGGAGGCCAGUUGUUUCUGAGAUACUGGAACCGGCACGCCUGGCACCGACGAUCAUACCACGCUCAAAGUCACUUAUGUCACUCAGGUUUUGCCCAUUCUAACGUUCAAUCGAACAAUAACUGAAUGCCUCGAUGCCUGUCUGCCUGCUUUAUAUAGCAAGCCACGGCCACGUGACUCACUGUCUGUAGGAGUGAACCAUUUUCCUGAAUGCGGUGGUGUACCUAAUAAACUGGCCACUGAGUGUAUUUUGGGCAGGUAUAUUAUACAAAUAUUAUAUGGCAGGUAUCCUGAUGCAGCACUCCACCACUCUCCUUCUUGGAAAAAUAGCCCUUACAAAGCCUGGAGGUGUGUUGGGUCAUUGUUCUGUUGAAUAACAAAUGAUAGUCCCACUAAGCCCAAAUCAGAAGGGAUGGCGUAUCUCUGCAGAAUGCUGUGGUAGCCAUGCUGGUUAAGUGUGCCUUGAAUUCUAAAUAAAUCACAGACAGUGUCACCAGCAAAGCACCCCCACACCAUCACGGUGGGAACUACACAUGCAGAGAUCAUCCGUUCACCUACACUGCGUCUCAAAAAAAUCUACAAUUUGGACUCCAGACCAAAGGACACAUUUCCACCGGUCUAAUGUCCAUUGCUCGUGUUUCUUGGCCCAAGCAAGUCUCUUCUUCUUAUUGGUGUCCUUUAGUAGUGGUUUCUUUGCAGCAAUUCGACCACGAAGGCCUGAUUCAAGCAGUCUCCUCUGAACAGUUGAUGUUGAGAUGUGUCUGUUACUUGCUCUGUGAAGAAUUUAUUUGGGCUACAAUUUCUGAGGCUGGUAACUCUAAUGAACGUAUCCUCUGCAGCAGAGGUAACUCUGGGUCUUCCAUACCUGUGGCGGUCCUCAUAAGAGCCAGUUUCAUCAUAGCGCUUUAUGGUUUUUGUGACUGCACUUGAAGAAACUUUCAAAGUUCUUGAAAUGUUCCGUAUUGACUGACCUUCAUGUCUUAAAGUACUGAUGGACUGUCGUUUCUCUUUGCUAAUUUGAGCUGUUCUUGCUAUAAUAUGGAGUUGGACUUUUACCAAAUAGGGCUAUCUUCUGUAUACCCCCCUACUUUGUCACAACACAACUGAUUGGCUCAAACACAUUAAGAAGGAAAGAAAUUCCACAAAUUAACUUUUAAGAAGGCACCCCUGUUAAUUGAAAUGCAAUCCAGGUGACUACCUCAUGAAGCUGGUUAAGAGAAUGCCAAGAGUGUGCAAAGCUGUCAUCAAGGCAAAGGCUGGCAAUUUGAAGAAUCUCAAAUCUAAAAUAUAUUUUGAUUUGUUUAACACUUUUUUGGUUACUACAUUAUUCCAUAUAUAUAUGACUGGAUGUCUUUUGUUUGUCGCACCAUUCUCGAUAAACCCUAGACACUGUCGUGUGUGAAAAGCCCAUGAGGCCGGUCUUUGAUGUGCUGUCUUUUGAAUCACCUGUGAUGUUGUAUGGUAUGGUAUCUGCUCUAUUGUACUCUAUUCUGUUGUACCUUAACCUGUUAUAUUCUAUUGUAUUCUACGUUGUUUUGUUCUACUUCUGCUCUAUUCUGCUCUAUUCUCUUCUCUUCUAUUCCACUCUAUUCUAUCUUGAAUGUUGCCGUUUAUUUCUAUCCUUCCUCUCUUCCUCUGAUGACAGAGGGAUAUGGUGUACAUGCCCCAGCAGGAUUCCCCAACCAACCGUCGCCUCAGCAACGCCCCCGCACCCGCCUCCUCUGCCUCUGCCCCCUCCGGCUCGCCAUCCCGCGUCCGUCUCCUCUACAGUGGGGGCCGCCCAUCCUCUUACGCUGGGCAACCUCACCCUCAGCAUCAUCCCCAAACCCACUCCCUCCCCCACCCCCACCACACCUCGCCAGGGGGUCAGAGUGCAGCCCACCACCAGCAUCACCCCCAGCAGCUCCACCACCAGCCCCAGCAACACCAGCCCCAGCUACAGCACCAUGCCCAGGCAGGCUUCUCCCCCAGUGCAAUCCUGGAGCGUAGGGAUGUGAAGCCCGAUGAGGAGGUCCACGGCAUCGGCUCCAGGAGCAUGGUGCUCCGGCGGGGUGAUGCAGGGGGGAUCUAUGCCGACCCCUAUUCCCUGGGCCAGGAAGGAGGCCGCCUCAGCCUGGCCGGCCCCCACUCCCCUCUACCCCCAAGAGGGGACGCCUACGGCUCUCUCUACCGGCGUGGAGGAGGUGGAGGUGGAGGGGGCGGAGGAGGGUUGGGACCCGGCUCCGUGCGCUCCCUCACUUCCUACUCGGCGGCGGCUCUGCAGGGAGAGCUGAUGGACAGUGGCAUCCUCUACAGGCCUGGAGGCCCACUGUAUAAUGAUGCAGCCUACGCCGCGUCCAUGAGGGACUUGUAUUCGGGCACCAUGCCCGGCCGGGACUCCCCUGGGAGGCAGACUCUGCGGAGGGACUCGGUGUCCUCCUGCGUGUUUGGGGAGAGUCCCAAAGCUAGGGGUCAAGGGUCAGGGUUGGGGUCUGAUCAGCUGUGUUUAAUGGCUGGACCUGGAGGGGAGGGCAGUGGUUUCAGUUCAGCACCAGGUUUCAGUUCCCCUCUACCAGGCAACGAGACAGAGACCAGGUAAGAGUGUGUGUGUCUGUGUGUGUGGUGUGUGUUUGUGUGUGUGUGUGUAUGUAUGUAUGUUUUGUGUGUCUGUGAUGGGUAUUUUGUGUGUAUUUAAACUGACUCAUACCCUAUGUGUGUCAUUGCUAAGGGGGCGUAUGGAGGCCAUGGAGAAACAGAUAGCCAGUCUGACUGGUCUACUGCAGACUGUUCUGACCAGGGGACCAGAGGCCGACAGCCCGUAAGACACACACGCAAGCAUGCACGCACAAACACACACAGGCACACAUGUAACGGUGGGGACAGUGGAGGAAGCUAAACUGUUAGCAGCACACUGAUGUCCGUUUCACUGGUGCCGUGACCUGGAUUGGCAGUUGGGCUCAGCUCAACGGCCGGGUCACACUUGCUGUGUAGUGAGUUUAGAAGGGGUGAGUGUAACGGAGUUAAGAAUGUACCGUAAGCUCACUCCACAGCUAGCUUGAAAUGUCGCCGAUGGAGCUAUCGAAUUAGAUAUUUUUCAACAGCUCAAACGGUUGGUAUGUUGGCAAGGAGGGCUGUCGUGUUGUUGCGAAGCAGAGGAUCAAUGGUUAAAGCCCGGUAUGGGGACAGGGACAGUGGAGGAAGAUAUACAGUUAGCAGCACACUGAUGUCCGUUUCACACACACAGGCGUGUGCACACACAUACACAUACAUACAUACACACACGCACACACACAUUCAGUACAUACAGUACACACAGAGUGGGGACCUAAAGCUAUUUUGUAUUUUACAGGGACAAGAUUGAGACGGCCAGUGACUGCUCUGGGACAGACAGUAAGUAUCAAUCAGGGAUACCUGACAACAAAUAUACAUUCACUUUCACUGUGUCCCAUUGACUUGGCAAUAUAAAGAGUAAGGGUUAGGAUUGCACAGCAUUGCAAAAUAAAGAACAUGAUCCAUUGCAUAGCAUUGUAAAUGUUCUGUAGCUGAACUGCUUACCGUAUGUGUACUGCUCAUGUGUGACCGAUGUGCUUGAAGAACCAUCAAGUGUGUAUUUGCUUAUGUUAGUAAUGGGUGCCAUGCUUCUUGUGCCUUAUUUUAGCUGGACGGUUAAAAAACAAGAAAGGUAUCUUCUUGUCCAAAGUCCUCAUCCUCUUUUCCCUGUGUGUCUCAAUGACAGACGGCUUCCCUUACAGUUGGUGUCUCCCGUUUGAUGUACUUUGAGUUUUGUGAGGAUUCUGUUUUGAUUCUCUUGUUUGUUAUGUCUGCAUUCAGUGUCUGGAUUCAGGACUCGGCUCAGAAUAUGUUUCCCAAUCCAUACUGUUCAUGCUGGAAUAUUAUUGUGCUUGUCUUGUUAUUUGGUUCUUUGGGUGGAUCAAGAUUUAUUUAUACUCCUGAUACCAUUCACACAGACCUGCAAAAAAUAUGGUUAAUUGCAGGAAGUCGUCUGUGUGAAAGGUGAUUUUGUGUUGUCAGAUAAAAAUAGGCCAUUUACCUCUUUAUCUACGCCCACUCCAGACAGGUAUUAGAAGGCCAGCUUUUAGUUAGACAAUGAACUUAGAAAUACACUGUAACUGUCACAUGCCCUCCCCGAAAACAAGGUGUUCUUCUACAAUUAGUUGUGCCAAGCUCCAAUUUCUCUGUCUCCCAGUACAGGUAAGAAGUCUUCUAGGAAGUCAGUUGAGCGGUAUACUGCAGUACAUCUGCUCUUCUGUUCAAAUUGUAACAUUCUGUAUGACCUUGUGUUUUAACCAUCUCCUCUGAAAGAAUAGUUCACCUAAAUUACAAAACCAAUUUUAAGUUUCUUUGCCUGGAAAGUGAUCAGUGCUAAUGGACUAUUUGGACUAUUUUCAAAGCACUUUAAUUGUUUUCAAUGUAGAGCAAUAAGUGAUUUUGUAGUUCGGGUGAACUCCAAGUUUGUGAGUUUGGUAGUCUUACCAAACCAGUCCCUUUAUUUUGUUAUGCAUGAGAAAAUGUGCCUGAGAAAAUGCCGUAUAACAAAGCUAUCUGUUCAUUGUCAUUUCAAUGAACCCUUGUGUCAUUUUAACCCCAAGCAUCAAAGACUUGCUCGCUCGGGCUUGUUGUGGAUGCUAUGUUGUUGCCCCUGGAAUUUAAAUGAAUGUAAAGAAAUACAGCUUUGGAUAUGGCUCUGUGUGUCCUAAAAACCUUCCCCAUUCUGUCAAUCAUCUUUACACCUGUGUACAAUCCUGUAGUCCCUCCCCACUUUACGAUGGAUGGUAUAAUUGGCUACAGUGACAGUAGAAUGCACAGUCAUGAGACCCUAAUCCUACUUUCUGAUUGGCCAGCUCUGACGCCGUCGGCUCCAUUGGCCCUGAUGCCGCCCCCACCCACAGGGUCCUCCCAGCCACUGACGGUGUCGCGGCUACAGAUGCAGAUCCACCUUCAUGGCCUGCAGCAGAACACCAGCGAGCUGCGCAAACAACUGUCCCAGCUGCGCAACAUCCAGGUCAGCACCAGAGAACACACACACACACACCACACACACACACACACACACACACACGCACACACACACACACACACACACACACACACACACACACACACACACACACACACACACACACACACACACACACACACAUUCCUCAAGGCACUGUUUGUUUUUACAUGUGUUUAUGUAUCAAUCACUGCUCUUGCUAGUAUCACUGCUCUUUAUUAAGCUUUACAUAUCAGCCUUGAGGCCUUAGUCAGAGCUUUGUGUGUGUAGACUUGACGUUGUGCUUGUUUGACUUAUGCUUGUUUGACGUAUUGUCUAAGUGUGUGUGUGUCCCAAUAACAUGUAUUUGGGUCUGUCCAUGUCUCCCCUCCCAGUUGGAGAACCAGGACUCAGUGCAGUCCCUGCUGAGGCAGACUGAGUCAGAGCUGAGCCUUAUGAUGCUGGAUGCCAUGCGGACCCAGGAGGACCCUUUGCAGAGGCAGCGCCUCCUAGUGGAGGAGGAGAGACUCAAGUACCUCAACCAGGAAGAGCUGCUCAUCCAGCAGCUGCAGUGAGUUUAGCCUUUAAGUCAGGGUCUCUAACUCAAGAUAGGGUCAGUGUGAAUGAAGAAAUAGUGCAAACUGCUCAGAUAGAAAAAAGCUGAAUGUGUGUUGAGCUGGAACCAUGCAGUGCCUGCAUACUUGGUGGACACUUUGUUGUUAUGCUAGACUGAUGUCAUUUUUUGGUGUCCACAGCGAUCUGGAGAAGUCAGUAGAAGAACUCCAGAGGAACUCAUCAGUCAACCACGGCCUGGUGACAGAGAAGGAAGUGGAGCAGAAGAGCAUGGAGCUAAGGUCUUUGGGAGAGACCCUCACAGAGCUCAAGAGUAAGCAUAUAGCGGAUAACGAUACAGGAAGAUACAACAAUGAGGCCAUUAGCUGUGUGAAAGUCUGCUAUGUUUGGAUGGAAUAAAAUUAACCCCUCAUAUAAUUACCUUCAUAGAUAAUUGCAACAAGGACAAAAUAGUGACAGUGAUUAGGCAGGUGAAUGUCCCUAAUAGGAGAGUCUUAUUAAGAAAGAUGUGCUAGAACAUGCAGAUGUUGUCACGUGUAGCAUCAUAGCUAAAAACCACACAGUAGAACGAGAUGCUUGUUUAACAACUAAUGUGAUACGAGCCUUUUGUGCACCUAAAUUACCCUGAAAUCAUUUCUCCACGCAGUAGCUGAACCACAGGGGGCAGAGAGUACAGCAAGCCCUGGCAGAGAGCAUGACAGGAGACACAGACACUGCAUGACUGUUUUACAAACAAGCAUGGAUAUAUCCUCUUUCCCUCUCCCAUUAAUUUAAUUAUGCUCCUCCCUCCCUCCCUCCCUCCCUCCCUCCCUCCAGACCAGUUCCCCAGUCUGCAGAGUAAGAUGCGCGUGGUGUUGAGGGUGGAAGUGGAGGCUGUGAAGUUCCUGAAGGAGGAGCCACACAGACUGGACGCACUGUUGAAACGCUGUAACAACAUGACCGAUACACUGACCACACUACGCAGGUAUGGUUGAACACAACACAAUAUACGCUAUAUAAACCGUGUUGUUACGUUGUUGUUCAAUUGUUAUAACCUGUUGUUACGAGGGCCCCAUUCAACUGGUGACUUGGUUUUCAAGAUAAGCAAAAAUUAUGCUCUUUCAAUACAACAUGAAAGCAUGUUCAUAUCUAAAACUUUUUGCAGCAGAUGAAAAAUAUGUUUCUUUGACUGAUCCCAGAAACCUGGUCACCAGGAUAGAUGCAAUAGGGCCCUGAUAGUGCUGUGUGUGUUGUUAGUGUAUUGUAUGCCACCUGUACGUACAGAAAAGUGACCGAGGGCCUGUGGAAGGGCCAGAAUGACAUCUCCAGCCAGUCAGCCAAGCGAACUGAGCACACAGGAAAGAGCUCGGACCUCGACAUACUGACCAGUCCACCACUCAACCUCAAUGACCUGGAUGGCAGUGCCAGCCUUGCCAACUGGAUGCCCGUAUCAGGCAGUGACCCAGACGCUUCGGGUCCUGAGCAGGACCCCCACCCUAUGGCCAGCUACAGAAGCCGGGUCCUGGACGAGCUGCCAAGCCGCCGCGGUGCUGGCAAAUCAGUGUCUGCGGAGGUCAGACUGGUACGGAAAACCCCUCCUGUAUUUUUUUACAUUCUAUAUAAUCCCCCUCACAAUGCUAAAUGUACACUUUUACUGGGGAAUCUGUACAUUUACCAGUGUGAACAUCUCCCUGGAAAUAUAUACAUUUUACAAAUUUCCCCUAUCAUCCAUAGUAUAUCCGUGUACAUUUCCGCAAUAUAAUUCCAAUAUACAGUAUUUGGGAUGACAAAUAUGUGUGGUUGUAUAGGCUGCAGAGCGGGAUUGGGAGGAGAAGCGGGCUAGUCUGACCCAGUUCAGUGCCCAGGACAUCAACCGUCUGCUGGAGGAGACCCAGGCUGAGCUGAUGAAGGCCAUCCCAGACCUGGACUUCGCUGCCAGGCAGAUCAAUAAGCCUGCUGUGCCCCCCAAACCCCACCCCAAACCUCAGUUCACCACCCCCAUCACUACCUCCACCACCACCUCCACCACCACUAGCACCACCACUAGUUCCAGUACUGAGCACCAGCCCAACAAGGUCCAGGUCACUGGCCAGAAGCUGGAGGGGGGCUCACAUCGCGGAUCUGGUGAGACUGAAUACCACAUCCACGUUCUAAUAUAUACAGUGCCUUGCAAAAGUAUUCAUCCCCCUUGGCGUGUUUCCUGUUUUGUUGCAUUACAACCUGUAAUUUAAAUGGAUUUUUAUUUGGAUUUCAUGCAAUGGACAUACACAAAAUAGUCCAAAUUGGUGAAGUGAAAUUAAAAAAAUAACUUGUUUCAAAAGAUUAUACAAAAUAAAUAACAGAAAAGGGAUGUUUGCAUAUGUAUUCACCCCCUUUGCUAUGAAGCCCCUAAAUAAGAUCUGGUGCAACCAAUUACCUUCAGAAGUCACAUAAUUAGUUAAAUAAAGUCCACCUGUGUGCAAUCUAAGUGUCACAUGAUCUCAGUAUAUAUACACCUGUUCUGAAAGGCCCCAGAGUCUGCAACACCACUAAGCAAGGGGCACCACCAAACAAGCGGCACUAUGAAGACCAAAGAGCUCUCCAAACAGGUCAGGGACAAAGUUGUGGAGAAGUACAGAUCAGGGUUGGGUUAUAAAAAAAUAUCAGAAACUUUGAACAUCCCACAGAGCACCAUUAAAUCCAUUAUUUAAAAAUUGAACGAAUAUGGCACCACAACAAACCUGCCAAGAGUGGGCUGCACACCAAAACUCAUGGACCCUGCAAGGAGGGCACUAAUCAGAGGCAACAAAGAGACCAAAGAUAACCCUGAAGGAGCUGCAAAGCUCCACAGCGGAGAUUGGAGUAUCUGUCCAUAGGACCACUUUAAGCCGUACACUCCACAGAGCUGGGCUUUAUGGAAGAGUGGCCAGAAAAAAGCCAUUGCUUAAAGAAAAAAAUAAGCAAACACGUUUGGUGUUCACCAAAAGGCAUAUGGGAGACUCCCCAAACAUUUGGAAGAAGGUACUCUGGUCAGAUGAGACUAAAAUUGAGCUUUUUGGCCAUCAAGGGAAACGCUAUGUCUGGCGCAAACCCAACACCUCUCAUCACCCCAAGAACACCAUCCCCACAGUGACAGUGAAGCAUGGUGGUGGCAGCAUCAUGCUGUGGGGAUGUCUUUCAUUGGCAGGGACUGGGAAACUGGUCAGAAUUGAAGGAAUGAUGGAUGGCACUAAAUACAGGGAAAUUCUUGAGGGAAACCUGUUUCAGUCUUCCAGAGAUUUGAGACUGGGACGGAGGUUCACCUUCCAGCAGGACAAUGACCCUAAGCGUACUGCUAAUGCAACACUCGAGUGGUUUAAGGGGAAACAUUUAAAAGUCUUGGAAUGGCCUAUUCAAAGCCCAGACUUCAAUCCAAUUGAGAAUCUGUAGUAUGACUUAAAAAUUGCUGUACACCAGCGGAACCCAUCCAACUUGAAGGAGCUGGAGCAGUUUUGCCUUGAAGAAUGGGCAAAAAUCCCAGUGGCUAGAUGUGCCAAGCUUAUAGAGACAUACCCCAGGAGACUUGCAGCUGUAAUUGCUGCAAAAGGUGGCUCUACAAAGUAUUGACUUUGGGGGGUUGAAUAGUUAUGCACGCUCAAGUUUUCUGUUUUUUUGUCUUACAGUUUAAAACUUUAUGAGAAAUAGCCAUUAUUUACUAUUUUACACUUAGGGUUACUAUACAUGAUUUUAAUCCAUUUUAUAAGAGAUUCUCCAAAAUUGAAAUGCUCUAGGCUUUUAUAUAUAAACUCCAGUCGUACUUUAUCAAAAUCCUUUUCAAAGUCAGCUAUGAAUAGCAGGCCUGGUUUCCCAGAUUUUUCAUAGUGUUCUAUUGUUUCCAAUACUUGCCUUAUAUUAUCUCCAAUGUAUCGUCCAUGUAAAAAACCUGUCUGAUUAGAAUGAAUAAUGUCCGACAAUACCUUUUUUAUUCUAUGUGCUAUACAUUUUGCUAGCAUUUUUGCAUCACAACACUGAAGUGUAACCCAAUUUUUUAAUGGACAGGGUCUUUAUAUUUCCCACUUGUAUCCUGUUUCAGUAAUAAUGAAAUCAGACCUUCAAUAUUUGUGUUUUAGUUAUGACUGAGCUGUCCUAUAAAGAUAUGAUAUCAUUGUAUGUUUUAGCGGAGCUGACCGUUACCAGGUAUCGUGCUGAGAAACCCUCUAAGUCUCCGCCUCCACCCCCUCCUCGCCGCAGCUUCCCAUCAGCCCAUGGGCUCACCACCAAUCGCAAUGGAGAAGUGAUCGUCACCACCAAGAAGGUACAGUAAGAGAGAGAUGGCUGAGAAAGAAAUACCUGCAAAGUACGAAAGUACACAUUAAUAUUUUUUGAAGAUAGGCUAUUUGGAUGUAUGGAUGUUAUAAAGAUCUGUCACAUAGACAUGUUGCCAACCCUGUUUGUUUUUAUAAGAAGCUGGAGCCAGAAGACGGAGAGGCGCUGAAGACUCUGGUCAAGCUGAGAAGGACACCGUCUGACACCCUCCGCCCCGCCUCAACUCCCCCCGUCAUCGCCGCCUCAGCGAUUAAAGAUGAGGAUGACGAAGAGAGGAUCAUUGCUGAACUAGAGGUAGGAGUCUUUUUUUUCUUUAAUGCAAUUUACAAUGUGUUACACUGGUGCAAAAUUGUAUACCUUGAGUAGCUGCAUACAAAAUGUAUGAGAAUAUGACAUACGGUAUGUAUUUUGUUCGUUGCAGUCGAUGUUCGGUGUGCCUUAGCAAUGUGAUAACAUUGUCUCUGCGACACUCUCCCACACGACACCCUUCACCACCCACCACACACCACCUGACAGAUAUUUCAGCGAACCACUGUCAAAGUGUCCCCUCCCCACUCACUGCCCAGCACGCUACCGAGGCCCACCCCUGCAGCCCGUACCCUUCCUUGCACCUCAGGCUCCCUGGGAAUAAAGGUAAACCUUAAGCCCCCCAAAAUGCUCUCUCGUUUUGCAGUGUCUGCGGCCCUACUUCUUACUCUGUCUCCUGUCCUCUCCUCCUCUUUCAGUCACUGCUGUUCCACUGCACUUGUUUCUUAGAGGGCCACUAACAUGCCUGUUGAUCAUGGAGAUUCUCCUCUAAUUCUGCUUGAUGCAGAAGUUCUCUGGGCUGAAAACACGUCAUAGUGCUUCUCUUCUCUUAUUCGACCACCAAACAUCUACUGUCUAAUUCCAUUCAAUCUAACUCCCCUGUCUAACUUCGCUAAUGACUCCCCCCCUCGCUAAUUCCACUGACUGCAUUCUACAUUCUGAUCUGCAUUCAGUAUUCUAAAUAAGCUGUGCUCUAAUUCUCUAACAAACUAACUGACAGUCCUGGUUUCUGGAGUGCAUAUUGGAAUUACAUGCGUACUGCAUGGAUUGUGUUAAUGUGGAAUCAUGUAUUUAAAUUCAAGGUUUAGCUGACAGACUAAGGCAAGUGUCAGAACUCUCUUGCUGCUCAAAUGACACAUUUAUCUCUGUCGAAGGUCUUGUUUUAUCGCUCCCAGAUCAAAACAAGACUCAGCUCACUAGGGAAGCUGUCAAAACAGCGGUGGUACAGCCGGUUUCAGGUGAACAGCUCCGCACUACUGACAGAAAUUGAUCUGCUGGAUUUGGACCAACUUUCAAAACCCAAACCCUUAUAUGGCAAAACUGAUCAGCUCCAGUGAGACUCUCUGCACCCAAAAUGGCAUCCUAUUUCCUAUAUUGGUCACUGCUUAGGGCUCUAGCCAAAAUGUCAUCUCAGAUUUGACCAUAACCUUCUUCAUGCUCUUUGUCCUUCUGUAGAAUGCGAGCAACUCACCAGGGGCAUCCAAGGGACCCCAGUCAACUGUAGCGGCUAGACUGAAGCACCUCCAGCAAGGCAGCCUGGAGAGGCCCAAGACCAGGAAGCAGAGAGAGGACUUCCCCAAGAUCCAGGGCCAGCAGCAGGUAUUCCACUUCUAGAAUGCCCCUCCUCAGAGGAGUAGCCCUCUUCAGAACAGCUCUGGUGGCCUGUGACAUUGACAACUGCCCCCUCUCACAGCUGUCUGGGCAACUACUAUACUGGGAUACAAUAUGUUAUCAGUGGACAAUAAGGUGACGAGAAAAGGGUUGGGCUCAUCGGAAAUCACCAAUGUUGGUUGUUACAUUAUUUGACUUUGAGCUGUGGUUGGAUCCAAAAUGGAUUGUGUACAGAGCGUACUCUUUCCCAUUGGCUGGCAUUGAUGUUUCUGAGGAGGGUAAGGUAGUGGAGGUAUUGUGCACUUAAUAAGCUAAGUGACACCUAAACUGCACUCCUUGAUUAUGCCACAAAAUAGUUUUACAUCUCAAUGUCGAACCACUGACUUUUAACCAAGUAGAUUAUGAUCCUACAGUACCACUGUUCUUUGACUCUGCUUCCUUUCCUCAAAUCACUAAAUCAUUCUGUCUCCAGCUGAGUCAUUUAAAACCACUGUCCAAAAGCGAGAGGGUCAGGAGAUGGAAAAGUAAUAAUUCUCAGAAUAUUUGCCCUUGUGCAGCACACCUCCAACGUUUCUCUGGAGCAAAUAAGACUGAAGUCCUCCUCCCUCCUCUCUGAAGCAGCAGUCUUACCUGGUUCAGCAGGCACUCCAACUUAGUAGGCUGAUCUGAGUGGCCCUGUCCCACCUUAGCCCAAACUGUCCCUCUCAAAGGACCUUCUGGCAGCUCUCAAAGUCAGGUAGAGAUAACACAGAAAGCCACUCCGUCCCAGCUAGGACCUGUCCUGAGCCAGUCAACCCAAUCCUUGCAUUACCCUAACGGGGAUAAUCCACACUCCAUUAGCUAACUAAAAUAGAGGCCACUUCAUUUGAACUCUAAGAAACAGGACCCAUGUGGUGCUCUUUAGGCUUAGGGGGUCUAUUCACGGGUUAUUGGAGUUAAAAAGACUACCCUUUGGACUGAAAAACGCCCCCAAAAUAUUGCCAUGGUUCAACUCGCUUAGGAUGGCUGGAUUGAUGCACUUCUACAUGCAUAUUUGAUCAGAUCUUAAAGGUUUUUACCUUGUGUGGGGCAAAUUCAUCUCAUCCACCACCAAAGCUGUAACCACAUCCAUUUUGGUAAAGCACAAGGUUUGCGCCAGAACACAAACCAUACCUCACUCUUUGGGGUGAAGGGGAUAGGAGUCAGAAACCACUUGCAAUAUGUGUAAAAACACAAAAGUAUCAUACAAGUGCAGAAGAUGACUUCCCAGAUAGGUCAGUGCACUUCACAACAAUUCCCAUUAGCGAAUACAGUAGUUAGCACAUGGCUAAACCUCUAUUUGACACUGGAGAAAUACACCCCAAGCAUUAGUAUUCAUGUCUAUUUCCAACCUGGUCUCAGAGCAUUUUGUAUUAUUCUGUACAUAAACCCAAGACACUCCAUUUAGUAUGAUAUGUUACGUUUCGUAUGGUAAAUCAAAUCAAAUCAAAUUUGAUUGGUCGCAUAAACAUAUUUAGCAGACGUUAUUGUGGAUGUAGCAAAAUGCUUAUUUUCCUAGCUCCAACAGUGCAGUAAUAUCUAGCAAUACAAAAAGUGCAAAUCUAAAAAGUUGGUAUGUAUUCAUUUGUGGAUGUCCAUCAUCCAUUUCGUAUGAUAUGUUACGAAUUGUGGUUACGGUUAGGGUUAGGGGAAGCGUUAGCUAACAUGCUAAGUUGUUGCAAAGUUGCUAAUUAGCUAAAAUGCUAAAGUUGUCCGUGAUGAAAUUCGAACACGCAGCCUUUGGAUUGCUAGACAUUCGCGUUAUACGCCCACCCAUCCACCCCGACCAACCACCCUCCUUUCGUUUUUGCCUUAAGUAACCUUCUGUCUUAUGUAACCAUACCAAACGUAACAUAUCAUACUAAUUUGAGGGUCCCUGAUUUAUAUUUACUCAUUUCAAUCUAGUCUAUGAGACCAGGCUGCUAUUUAUGCUGUUUGCUGGAAAUCACUCAAUCGUGUGAGAUUGUGUAUGCCUCCUAGUGUACCUUCCUUCCCCAUCUCCCUUUUGUCAUGAUGUCAGAUACGCCCUCUGAGUCUGCGGAUGACAUUUAUUAGGGUCAUUACACUGUGCAAAUGUUUUUGUGCAGAUUACGCUCAUUGCAAGACUGAGUCCUCUCAUGGUGCUGAUGUAUUUUAUUAAAUGUCUGACCUGACAUUUAGUUCAAUGUAUGAUGUUUGUAGCAUACAGUAAUAUAUAUCUAGGCAACUGGGUCAGUAAAAUGUAGUAACCUGUCUGUGAUCAAACAAACAAAAGACCUGUUGAAUUUAAACUAUAUGUUUAACAUAUGCAAAUAUUAUGAAUGAAUGUGUUGGAGUCAGUUGAAUAUAUUGGACAUACAUGCAUCUAUGUGACCUGUAUGUACAGUGUGGGUAAAAUAAAACCCCAUGGGUAGGCUAUUUUGUGUACUGUAAUGCAUCAUGUUAGGUUAAUUAUUUCAACAAUACAAGACUGCUUCAGACAUGAACCAAUGAGGUCAUUUUGAACCAAUAGGAUUUAACCAAGACUGUACCACAGAGUAACCUUGUUUUUUCCCCUUUAUUUUAUCCUGAGGGGAAAAUGUGCACAAGCUGAAAAAUUGUUAACAUCAACAAAAGUGAAGUUUGUGUGUGCACAACAUAUGAAUGCCUAGGGGUUAUCUGAUUUUAAAAAAAGGCUUAGUUGGCAUUCUUCUAUUUGAUAUCUUAGUCCAGUGCCUGAGGACAUUGUGUGGACAUGCACUCCACACAGUGCUAUAGCUACAUUCACUGUUUCAAUACCUGUCCAGAAGGAAUGCCAACAGGCAAUGACCAGGUGCUAUCCUUUAUAUCUCUCCUGAGUAGGUGGACUUUUUGUUUGCCCCUGAAUGGAUGAUUUUGGCAUUAAUGCCUUUUUCAUGAUCCAAUAUGAAUUAGAAUUAUCUGGGGAAUGGAGGCUCUCGUGUCUUCUGUGGGUGAUGGUGCACCUGUCUGUUCAUGUCCUUGUAAAGGAUAUUUGUGAAACAGGCUCCAAGAGCUACAGAUGUACCGGUGUCCCUCGAGGCAAAGAUGAGGAUCAUGUCACAAGAUACUUUUCCCUUUUAAUUUUACUCUAGCUGAUGUAAACUAUCCUUUCCCAUCCUUUUUAACCCUUGAAUGCUUCAGUUGAAAAGACCCAAAAUAUCAUUUGCUGUACCACUUUUUAACCUGUUCUCAGGACAUUUUGUAGGAUUUGGUACGUACAUCUGUUAAGUCCAGAUAGUAUAAUAUGUUAUGUUACUUUUGGUUACAUUAUGAAUGGAAUGGCGGUCCUACAAUAUCAUACAAAUUAGAGGAUGUACAGUACGUCUUACCUGGUCGUACAAUAGCAUACGAGUUGGAUAAAGUAUUUAUCAUACAUCUUGCAGGACGUAUAGUAUUAUAUGUCUUUCUCUGAGACCAGGUUGCUUGUCGUGUUGGAACAACAAAGGAGAAUUACGGGGAGAAUUUAUGUUGGUGGUUAGGAGAACUAACGUCAAAGGUUAGCAUAAUUUCCGCAAAUGUUUAGGAGAACUAAAAUGACAAAGGUUAGGAGAAUUUACGUAGCAGGUUACAUUAAUAGGGUUAAGGUUAGUGUGGUAUCGCGUCGAAUGCUGGUGGGUAUUGCUGUCAAUCAAAGAAUCCACUUAGGCUGCACCGUGUUUUAGAGGCUUUUAUUAAUAUCACGAUGUUACAGCAUAAGUUACAGACCCGCGCAGUCUGGAGAAGCCGUCCCAAAUGAAUCUCAAUGCUUUCUGACCCUCCUUCGUUUUUCCCCCAGUAUAUAUAAACUCCCAAGAUGUGGGUGGCUCCCCCUACUGUCCAAUCCCCUGUCUACAACACACUUCCUGUCUGUUGUAUGUGGCGUUACACUAAAACAUUCCCUCUUGAUACUAAAAUCAACAUUCUUUCAGUUAAACAUUUAACAACGUCAUAAUCUCAAUACACGACAUUAGAAUUAGGGUUAGGGGAAGAGUUAGCUCAAAUGCUACAGUUGUCCCCGAUGCGACUCGAAAAUGCAACCUUUGGAUUGCUAGACGGUCACGGAAUACGCCCAACCAUCCUACCCAACCAACCUCCCUACUUUCGUUUCUGUCUAAAGUAACUAGACCAUUAGUACAUAUCGUAUGUUUUGAGUGGUGCUCAGAAAUUCGUAUAGUAUAUUCAAAUUAAAUCAAAUCAAAUGUUAUUGGUCACAUACACAUAUUUAGCAGAUGUUAUUGCGGGUGGCUCUGCGGCUCAGAGUCCAGGCUGCACUUCUUGCCCCUAGCUCUCCUUCCACAAUUACAAAUUGCCCCUCCCUCUCCCCACAUUGAAUGUCCUGAAUGGACAUAUCUAUAACCUCCAUGCCCCAUGUAGACCAAAGCUAGUGUAGUCAUCUAAUGCUCUUCAUCCCACCCAGUCUAUCACACUGUGAGCAGUGGGCCUUCCAAGGACACACCCCAGCCCCAUCUAUCAUGAGGAGAAUACAGCCAGAAUAUAGAUGACAUUGAUCUAAAGCUGCAUCAGUGCAACCAGCUCUCUUGGCAUCCUUAAAGGCAUGCCUCUCCUCUCUUCUCCUACCUCCCCUUUGUCUAUGCUCUUGGCUUAAUAGGAAGUCUGCGUCGUUAAUCUUGGGCUUUUGUCUUGUUUCUCCCCGUAACCCUUUUGCCCCGUUGAACGGUUGGACGUGUAAACCAAUGUGGCAGCGUUGUGGGGGCCCUUAGACAUCUAAUCGGAGGGGGAAAUCUCUUGUUCGCUAAAGGCCAAGGCAAUUAAUUAGCAUUGGCAUCAAAUUGCACUUGAUGAUGUGUCCAAAUGUGUCAGCGAGAGAGGCUCAGCGCCGGCUUUUCUCUCUUUGGGUUUGUUUGUUUGGGUCUCCAAGGCUCUAUGGAGAAGCCCCUGUAGGUGCAAAGUGACGGGAGGAUAAUUCAGAUCCGUUCAUUUAGUCUGGGAGGCAGCCCACUGUCUGGACAAAGAAAGCAUCUUAACUGUUUCAGACAUGACCAAUUCAUUGAAAAUGUGUGUUGUUUCGGGGUGAGAAUGGUCUGGUUGAUCCUAACAGCCAAUAGUAGAUUUGGGUUUUAGCCCUAUAUGUGUCCAAACUAGCCAGGAGCCGAGGGCAAAAGUACAAACCAAAACGUCAUUGACCAAUCACAGAGCAAGAAUGUAUGCCUAGGGUUAACCAGGGUGAAAGCAGAGUUCAGCCUUCACUUAUACAUAUCAUAUAACUUGAGGAAACCUAUUAUCCUGUACUCAGAAUAUAGCUCCUCCAUUACCUACUCCUAUUCCUAUCCUUCUCUACCUCUUCCUCUCUUCUUCUGAAAUCUCAAUCCUUAUUUCCUCUCCUCUUCUCGAUUCACCCCUCCCUCUCCUCUCUUCUCCCAACUCCCCUUCCUCUCCUCUCCACUGUGGAGAGGCUGAAUCAGGACAGAUUGCCCGUCCUCAAGUCCUGACAGCAGUGCAGUACUGAUCACAGCAUCACUUCCCCAGUUUUGCCUAUGCUCUGCUUAGCGACAGCCACAUGGCCCAGAUCUUGACACGAGCGCGACGACACCAAACACAGCAUCCCCUGUGGCCAGUCAGGGGAAAUACACUGAAGCAUAGCACCCCAUGUGACCACAUAGAUGUAAGAUGUAAGACAGCCAAUGACCAAGACAGUAGCUCUUGACCUUUGUAUGUCUCUAUCUGGAAGGGGUCACCAAAUAAGUGCAAAGAACAGGGAAAACAAAUGUGAUUUUAAAACACAAUUGAAACCCUUAAGAAGUAUGAGAAUGCAAAGGAAAAAGCUGCAGACUGCCUUUUCACAGCCACCCUAUUGCAUUUGGUUAGGUUAGGAGCUGAGAUAGAGAUCAUGUGAGCAAUGUUCUCUCUUUUUCCAGGUC
Messenger RNA from Coregonus sp. 'balchen', 51374 nucleotides. Lineage: Eukaryota; Metazoa; Chordata; Actinopteri; Salmoniformes; Salmonidae. The record is from the annotation of a GenBank genome assembly.